AUGGACAGCAUUGGUGAGUUGACAAACUCCUCCUUCCUCCUUGCACUAACAUUAGCAGAGGCAUAUCAUGUGGGUACGGUAAACCAAUCACUGACAUGCUUUCUCCCCUUUUUAGUCUCCCACACAUGUCCAUCAUACUAGUGCUAUGGCCAUUCAUAGCCCAGGACCGAGUUCAGAAAACCCUACUGUAGAUGGAUAGCAGUGGAGGCUGGUGGGAGGAGCUAUAGGACGGGCUCAUUGUAAUGGCUGGAAGGGAAUCAAUGGAAUGGUACCAAACACAUGGUAACGUGUUUGACUCCGUUCCAUUGAGUCCAUUCCAGCCAUUACAAUGUGCCCAUCCUCCUAUAGCUCAUCCCACCAGCCUCCUCUGACGGAAAGGCUGUCAGCUAUCUGGACGGUUGCAUAGAUAGCCUAGCGCAUAGUCAGGCAACACUUGAUGUGUUUCUAACUGCUAAAGCUUUAGCUCAACUACUGUAUUUGGUGAGAGACAGUGAGUACUGUACGAUGACAGACAGACACGGGGCUGUCUCUAGAACAAACAGCUGUCGCCGGAUGGUCGAUGACCCUUUGUUUGUACAGCGCUACAGCAGUUCACUAGACCUUGCUGGUUGUUAACACACUCUCUGUUCAGGCUUUCCCUACCUCUCCUGUCCAGGCCCUCCCUACCACUCCUGUCCAGGCCCUCCCUACCUCUCCUGUCCAUGCCCUCCCUACCACUCCUGUCCAGGCCCUCCCUACCACUCCUGUCCAGGCCCUCCCUACCACUCCUGUCCAGGCCCUCCCUACCACUCCUGUCCAGGCCCUCCCACCACUCCUGGCCAGGCCCUCCCUACCACUCCUGUCCAGGCCCUCCCUACCACUCCUGUCAGGCCCUCCCUACACACUCCUGUCCAGGCCGCUCACCUACCACUCCUGACCAGGCCCUCCCUACCACUCCUGUCCAGGCUCUCCCUCUCCUCCCUCCUCCCUCCUCCUCCCUCCCUCUUCUGUCCAGGCCCCUCCUCCCUACCCUCCUCCCUCCCGUCCCCCCUCCCUCACCUCCCUCCCUCCACUCUCCUGUCCAGGCUCUCCCCCUCCCUACUCCUGUCCAGGCCCUCCCUCUCCCUCCUCCUGCCAGCUCUCCUCCCCUCUCCCUCCCUCCCUCCUCCCUCUUCUGUCCAGGCUCUCCUCCCUCCCUCCCUCCCUCCCUCCUCCCUGCCCUCCCCAUCCCUCCCUCACCUCCUCCCUCCCUCCCUCCCUCUCCUGUCCAGGCUCUGCCCCCUCCUCUCCUGUCCCAGGCCCUCCCUCUCCUGUCCAGGCUCUCCCCCUCCCUCUCCUGUCCAGGCCCUCCCUCUCCUGUCCAGGCUCUCCCCCUCCCUCUCCUGUCCAGGCUCUCCCCCUCCCUCUCCUGUCCAGGCCCUCCCUCUCCUGUCCAGGCUCUCCCCCUCCCUCUCCUGUCCAGGCUCUCCCCCCUCCCUCUCCUGUCCAGGCCCUCCCUCUCCUGUCCAGGCUCUCCCCCUCCCUCUCCUGUCCAGGCCCUCCCUCUCCCUCUCCUGUCCAGGCUCUCCCCCUCCCUCUCCUGUCCAGGCUAUCCCCCCUCCCUCUCCUGUCCAGGCUCUCCCCCCUCCCUCCCUCUUCUGUCCAGGCUCUCCCCCUCCCUCCCUCUUCUGUCCAGGCUCUCCCCCUCCCUCCCUCUUCUGUCCAGGCUCUCCCCCUCCCUCCCUCAUCUGUCCAGCUCUCCCCCUCCCUCCCUCAUCUGUCCAGGCUCUCCCCCUCCCUCUCCUGUCCAGGCUCUCCCUCCCCUCUCCUAUACAGUAGUACAUCAUGAUUAACUUUGCUUUUUGCCCCUCUGUCUCAGAGCCCUUUCUUUUGAAAUUAAUUAACAGAGCGCAUCCUCGGAAGCCUCACUGUGUGCACACUGCUCACAGCUAGGAUCGACACUCCCAGAGGAAACCACCAGUAACCACCAACUCUGCAGCUAGCUCCCUAAAGCCCCAGGAGCAGCAUGUUUAAAUGGGAUUGCAGUGCCUGGGUGCGUAGGGCCCCACUCGGUCCCAAAUGCAACAUAUCUGAAUCACUGUGUGUGUUCCAACCCCAAGGGCUAUGCUAAGUUGAAGCUCUCUCUAUUCAAGGCAGGUAAUCGGCUUCGUUAGAUGUGUUUGAUUGGAGACUGGAUGUUUAGCAGUGGGCUCAUCUCUUUACCAGGGUCCUGUUCACCAGGGCACACCCUGAAAAAAUUCUCUUCUUUUUGGACAAGUUCUGAUAGUACUUCCCUGCUUCACUCUGUUUUGCGCCUACUGAACACCACAGGAGGUUGGUGACACCUGAAUUGGGGAGGACGGGCUCGUGGUAAUGGCUGGAGCAGAAUAGGUGGAAUGGUAUCAAAUACUUCAAACAUGGUUUCCAUGUCUUUGAUGCCAUUCCAUUGGCUCCAUUCCAGCCAUUAUUAUGAGCCUCCCCUCAACCCUGAUAGGUAGGUGUGGACAUUUUCAUGUUUUCUCAUAUCCUUAACAUUGAGCCCCAGUCAGGGUCUGCUGGCUUCUCUGUGGGUAUGAAAGAUGCUAUUAGCUUUUGGCACUCACUCCCAGUCGCUACUGAGUUUGCCCAGAGCAUCAAUCAGGUCAACUCAGUUAUUGUGUUUUUGUUCGCAGCCAGUUACAGGAAUUCACGUUCAUUAUCGGAAUGAAUUCUCCUCUCUCUGCAGACCUGGGUUCAAAUACUAUUUGAAAUCUUUCAAAUACUUUGAGUGUUUGCGCUAGCCUGCCUAGAGUGUCAGAUAGGUGGGGUUUAACUUGUUGGGACUAUUAUAUUGGUCCAAUAAGCCAGACAAGCUCAAUCAAGCAUAUCUUUUGAAAUGAUUUCAAUCAAAUAGUAUUUGAACCCAGGUCUGUCGAGUACAUUUUUGAAAGCUGUGCUGUUUUCCACUUCUUACCUCUUUCUACAAAGGCUGAAUAUCUUCAAACCAAAGUUAUAUUUUAUGAAGUAAUUCACAGGAACUUCAUUUUACCAUAUGGCUAGGCCUACGUCAUAUUUUCAAGCUUUUUUGGCCUGGAUAGUUGCCCAGUUAUGUUCUAUCUUCUUUGUACUUAUUGUUUUGGAUCCCUCAACUCUCUUUCUCUCACUCCCAGCCCAGCUCCAUCUCUUUGGUCUGCGUCCCGGUCUGUCGCCAAAGUAAUGUUGCCUCCAGUGUACAGGGAGGAUAUUUCCUGACCAGUUUGUAGGACAGAGAGACUGAUAACGUCACUCAUACUGUGUGUGUCUUUAAUGUGUAGGCAACAUUCCACUGCCAGUCAGUCUAAUGAAUAAUAGGGUGGCUGAUAUAACAACAAAAGGUCUCUGACAUUAUGUCCCUGGCCUUGGAAUUGUGAAUAGAUACCUCUGCCUUGAAAAGGUCUCUGACAUUAUGUCCCUGGCCUUGGAAUUGUGUAUAGAUACCUCUGCCUUGAAACCAUCACAUCAGCAGAUGAGGAAUCACACAAUUCUUAACCAUCUCAGUACCUACACAAACAUCCAUUGCUCUCUGUCUCUGUGUAGAAGUUGAAGAUGCAGUAGGCUACACUACAGUAUCAGUCAGGAGACGACCCUCCGUCUGUGCAACUGAAAAAUAAAGCUACAUUAAUGUAUAUUAACCUCCAGUGAGACCUCCAUGACAUUGUAGGAUUUUUUAUGAAUUUAUUUGCAAAUUAUGGUGGAAAAUAAGUAUUUGGUCAAUAACAAAAGUUUCUCAAUACUUUGUUAUAUACCAUUUGUUGGCAAUGACACAGGUCAAACGUUUUCUGUAAGUCUUCACAAGGUUUUCACACACUGUUGCUGGUAUUUUGGCCCAUUCCUCCAUGCAGAUCUCCUCUAGAGCAGUGAUGUUUUGGGGCUGUCGCUGGGCAACACGGACUUUCAACUCCCUCCAAAGAUUUUCUAUGGGGUUGAGAUCUGGAGACUGACUAGGCCACUCCAGGACCUUGAAAUGCUUCUUACGAAGCCACUCCUUCGUUGCCCGGGCGAUGUGUUUGGGAUCAUUGUCAUGCUGAAAGACCCAGCCACGUUUCAUCUUCAAUGCCCUUGCUGAUGGAAGGAGGUUUUCACUCAAAAUCUCACGAUACAUGGCCCCAUUCAUUCUUUCCUUUACACGGAUCAGUAGUCCUGGUCCCUUUGCAGAAAACAGCCCCAAAGCAUGAUGUUUCCACCCCCAUGCUUCACAGUAGGUAUGGUGUUCUUUGGAUGCAACUCGGCAUUCUUUGUCCUCCAAACACGACGAGUUGAGUUUUUACCAAAAAAGUUCUAUUUUGGUUUCAUCUGACCAUAUGACAUUCUCCCAAUCCUCUUCUGGAUAAUCCAAAUGCACUAUAGCAAACUUCAGACGGGCCUGGACAUGUACUGGCUUAAGCAGGGGGACACGUCUUGCACUGCAGGAUUUGAGUCCCUGGCGGCGUAGUGUGUUACUGAUGGUAGGCUUUGUUACUUUGGUCCCAGCUCUCUGCAGGUCAUUCACUAGGUCCCCCCGUGUGGUUCUGGGAUUUUUGCUCACCGUUCUUGUGAUCAUUUUGACCCCACGGGGUGAGAUCUUGCGUGGAGCCCCAGAUCGAGGGAGAUUAUCAGUGGUCUUGUAUGUCUUCCAUUUCCUAAUAAUUGCUCCCACAGUUGAUUUCUUCAAACCAAGCUGCUUACCUAUUGCAGAUUCAGUCUUCCCAGCCUGGUGCAGGUCUACAAUUUUGUUUCUGGUGUCCUUUGACAGCUUUUUGGUCUUGGCCAUAGUGGAGUUUGGAGUGUGACUGUUUGAGGUUGUGGACAGGUGUCUUUUUAUACUGAUAACAAGUUCAAACAGGUGCCAUUAAUACAGGUAACGUGUGGAGGACAGAGGAGCCUCUUAAAGAAGAAGUUACAGGUCUGUGAGAGCCAGAAAUCUUGCUUGUUUGUAGGUGACCAAAUACUUAUUUUCCACCAUAAUUUGCAAAUAAAUUCAUUACAAAUCCUACAAUGUAAUUUUCUGGAUUUUUUCUCUCUCAAUUUGUCUGUCAUAGUUGAUGUGUACCUAUGAUGAAAAUUACAGGCUUCUCUCAUCUUUUUAAGUGGGAGAACUUGCACAAUUGGUGGCUGACUAAAUACUUUUUCCUCCCACUGUAAGUACCACCUGCCUUAGUUCCCACCAUAUUAUAUUUCUUAAGCACCCCCAGAGUCACAUCUCAGAUCAUCUGUCUUCCUAAUUUAUUUGACAUUUCAUUUCUACCUCCCCAGUUCUAUGGGCUCUCUCUCAUCCAAGAUGGCUGUCUGUUAGGAAUAGCUAGAGUAGGAUGGAAUGGGUGUAGGCCUAGUUACUAGGCCUAGUUUUUGGCUGUCAUCAGUUUCUCAAUGAAAGCUCUCCAUCCAAGAGGUGAAGUAAUGCUGCUCGUUGUGGGAUCGAGAAAAGCUAUUUUUCCUUCUCCAACACUGCUGUUAAUGGGUUACCACUACUGUAUGGCUCCAGCAGCCGUAACGAUAUAAGGCUAUGCAUUCCUAUAACAUUUCAUCAAUGUUUUCCACUAAUGGUUUUCAUGGCUUUACCAGUAAUAUGGUUAUCGGUAGAUGGUUUGUCCUGUCAGUCAGUGCCUUCAGCCUCUCUGCUCACCUAGUUUCUAACAGUGUGCCGAGGCUACAGCCUGAGGGGUGGUGGAUUCUAAGCCGUCUUCACUGCACACAGUCAUGGUCAUGCAUAUGAAUUGUGUAACCUAUUUCAGUCGUUUUGCUGCUCCAGUAGGAUCCAUGAAGCAUAGGCUACUUCCCUUGACAAAAGCUGUGCAGUGAACAUUCAUUUUAUAGGCCUAAAUAUUAGACUGGUUGGCUGACAACGUCACAAAAAUGAUGCACGUGCGGCAAUGGGUCUGAAGGCCGUGUGAUGUUAUGAUUCAGAACGGUCAGAUGGCAACAAUGACAAGAAGCUGCAUUUUGGGGAUUCAUAGGUGGCUCGUUUUAUCUUGUUCUUGAUACCAUGUCUUGUUUUGACUGAUGUCACGUCUAUGCUAAUAUGGCAAAACAUUCGCUAGCUAGGUAACCAACAAUUGUGCAAAUGUUUUUAUCUUUUUGAUAAACAUAUACUUUAGGCCUACAUGUUGUCAACAAUCUAAGCCAACCCCAUCUGUUUUAGUGGCCAUCAUCAUACCACCCUGCAUCCCACUGCUGUCUUGCCUCUGAAGCUAAGCAGGGUUGGUCCUGGUCGGUCCCUGGAUGGGAGACCAGAUGCUGCUGGAAGUGGUGUUGGAGGGCCAAUAGGAGGCACUCUUUCCUCUGGUCCCAGGGCAGUGAUUGGGGACAUUACCCUGUGUAGGUUGCUGUCUUUCGGAUGGGACGUUAAACGGGUGUCCUGACUCUCUGUGGUCACUAAAGAUCCCAUGGCACUUAUCGUAAGAGUAGGGGUGUUAACCCUGGUGUCCUGGCUAAAUUCCCAAUCUGGCCCUCAUACCAUCAUGGCCACCUAAUCAUCCCCAUCUUCCAAUUGGCUCAUUCAUCCCCCCUCCUCUUCCCUGUAACUAUUCCCCAGGUCGUUGCUGUAAAUGAGAAUGUGUUCUCAAUGAAUUUACCUGGUAAAAUAAUGGUUAAAAAAACAGUAUCUGAUUUAUUCAGAUACCAGUAUAUUAUAUAGUGACAGAUUUGUUUUAUUUGAUCAACCCGCCAUAGCGUACAGCUACAGUUAAAUAAUCUCCACUUUGUCAAACGAAAGCCCUAACGACAGUUGAAGGCUACUACUUAUCUCCCCUAUCUGUCUCGUGCCCUAGUUGUAGCUCGGGGGGCGUGUGAGUGUGUCUGUCUGGGAUUAGGACUGGGACAAGCCCUUUCUUCUGUUAAGCAGCUGUCUAACACCUGUAUCGAGGUACGUCUGGCUCGCCUGCUGAGCCCGACUGGGUGCUUAACACACACACACACACACUGGCUGGGAUUAUUGAUGCAGAAUGACUGGGAGAUGGAGGCUGUGAAGGCAGGAGAAACGAUCCUCUCCAGCUGCUCGGGUUAGGCUUGGGCAGUAUACUGUAUACCGGGGUAUUUGGAAAUAGCUCGGGAUGGUUUUUCAAUACUGUCAAUACCGUUGAAACUAUUUCUUCAAAUUUUUUAUUUAAUACUUUUUAAGUAGCUACGUACAUGCAGUCAAUACUUCAGGAGAUAAAGAUGGCCGUCUUCAUUUUACCUGUCACAUAAUUUUUCAUUAUGAAGUUUGUGUGUCUGUUUGUUUUGUGUGUCAAUGCUAGCACAGGCAGAUGAAAGGAGAACAAUCGGUGAGGAAAGGAAUCCACUGUCUCUGCACCAGAACCUUGUUUUUCUCCGUAUGGUUGUCCUUGGCCACGUUGAUGCGAAACACAGUGGCUGUGUUUGCUACUUGCAGAGAUACCUAGCGGCACAGGGACAUUGGGGGACGUUGUCAUUUAGAGCAGGAAAGGGAACAUACAUGCGCUCUUGAGUGGUAGUGGCUUUCUAUUCACUUGACAUCUCUCUCCUCUCGCUCUCUCUCUCCCUCCUUCCUCAACAUCCUCCCUGUGAGAGCUGUCAGCCUCCAGCUACCACCAGCGAAAAUCAAUUCCCAGUCGAUACAUGACGGCAGCGUUCACAGAACCUCUGUCACCUGCUCUGCAUACAGGCUCAAUGGCUGUGUCCCAAAUGGCACCCUGUUCCCUGUGUUGUGCACUGUUUGUCCAGGGCCAAUAGGGCUCUGGUCAAAAUGUAGCACACUAUGUAGUGUAUAUGGUGUCAUUUGGGACGACAUCAAUGAUUCUCCCAGGUGGUGAAGGAAACACCACCGGUAUAGCCUAUAGUUAGAUUUUUAUGAAUGGUGUCGUAAAACUAAAAUCACAUCUUAUCAUCAGGUGAAUGUAAUCAUUUUUAAAUGAAUAGAUUUAGUAGAUAGUUGCAUUAUUUUCUCCCCCACAGUUCAUUAGAAGAGGAAGUGUAAACUGUAGGAAGCUGUAAAAGUAUCUUGGUGGCAUAGAGAAAAUGUUGCAGUUUUGAAGCUAAUUUCCUGCAGUUCUAUGCAUUUUGCUAAUGCAGUGUUCCUCUGCUCAAACAUGAUAUUAUAACUAAAUCAAUGGGCAUGUGCCCUGAAUGCCCGGAUUCUUCCUGACUUACUAGCUUUUAUUGGAUUGUUAAUUCUCAAAGAUGGUAUUAUUACAAAAUAUAUAUAUACACUGAACAGUAAUAAAAAUGCAACAUGUAAAGUGUUGGUCCCAUGUUUCAUUAGCUGAAAUAAAAGAUCCCAGAAAUGUUCCAUACCCACACAAUGCUCUCAAAUGUUGUGCACAAAUUUGUUUACAUCCCUGUUGGUGAGCAUUUAUCCUUUGCCAAGAUAAUCCAUCCACCUGACAGGUGAGGUAAUCAAGAAGCUGAUUAAACAGCAUUAUCAUUACACAGGUGCCACUUGUGCUGGGGACAAUAAAAGGCCACUCUAAAAUGUGCAGUUUUGUCAAACAACACAAUGCCACAGAUGUCUCAAGUUUUGAGGUAAUGUGCAAUUGGCAUGCUGACUGCAGGAAUGUCCCCCAGAGCUGUUGCCAGAGAACUGAAUGUUUAUUUCUCUACUAUAAGCCACAUCCAAUGUUUUAGAGAAUUUGGCAGUACAUCCAGCCAGCCUCACCACAGACCACGUGUAACCACGCCAACCCAGGACCUCCACAUCUGGAUUCUUCACCUGCGGGAUCAUCUGAGACCAGCCACCCGGACAGCUGAUGAAACUGGGUUUGCACAACUGAAGAAUUUCUGCACAAACUGUCAGAAACCGUCUCAGGGAAGCUCAUCUGCGUGCUCGUCGUCCUCAUCAGGGGCUUGACCUGACAGCAGUUCGGCGUCGUAACCGACUUCAGUGGGCAAAUGUUCACCUUCGAUGGCCACUGGCAUACUGGAGAAGUGUGCACUUCACGGAUUAAUCCUGGUUUCAACUGUAGUGGGUGUCGUGUGGGCGAGCGAUUUGCUGAUGUCAACGUUGUGACCAUAGUGCCCCAUGGUGGCGAUGGGGUUAUGGUAUGGGCAGACAUAAGCUAUGGACAACGAACACAAUUGCAUUUUGUCGAUGGCAAUUUGAAUGCACAGAGAUACCGUGACAAGAUUCUGAGGCCCAUUGUCGUGCCAUUCAUCUGCCGCCAUCACCUCAUGUUUCAGCAUGAUAAUGCACAGCCCCAUGUUGCAAGGAUCUGUACAGAAUUACUGGAAGCUGAAAAUGGCCCAGUUCUUCCAUGGCCUUCAUACUCACCAGACAUUGAGCAUGUUUGGGAUGCUCUGGAUCGAAAGGUACGACGGCGUGUUCCAGUUCCUGCCAAUAUCCAGCAACUUUGCACAGCCAUUGAAGAGGUGUGGGACAACAUUCCACAGGCCACAAUCAACAACCUGAUCAACUCUAUGUGAAGGAGAUGUCGCUCUUCAUGAGGCAAAUGGUGGUCACACCAGAUACUGACAUGUUUUCUGAUCCACGCCCCUACCUAUUUUUUAAGGUGUCUGUGACCAACAGAUGCAUAUCUGGAUUCCCAGUUAUGUGAAAUCCAUAGAUUAUUGCCUAAUGAAUGUAUUUCAAUUAAGUGAUUUCCUUAUGUGAACUGUAACUCAGUAAAAUCUUUGAAAUUGUUGCUUUUAUAUUUUUGUUCAAUGUAGUUCAUUUUCUUUUUUGCAUGCGUUCUGUUUUUUUUCCAUCCCCCAAAUCACCACUUUUCUAUACAGAAAAAAACCCUGUAAUUUUCUCAAAUGACUAAUUCCCUCAUAUUAAAAGGAUAGUUUGAGAUUUAGGCAAUUAAGCUAUUUAUCUACUUCACCAGAGUCGGAUGAACAGGAACGGCUAUGGAUACUUUGACCUCUAGUAUCCUCUUGGUAAACAUAGACACUGUACCACUGUUCCCAGUCCCAGUCUAUUAGAUCCCAGUGUCAUUAAUAUGGUGACACAUAAAGAAUCAGGCACAGUAAAUGCCCCGUGGACAGAACAAUUAAAGCCAGUUAAGCUAUGCAUAAAAUAUAGGCCAAUAGGGGAAGAAGAGCGAGGAAAAAACAAAUAGACUGAACACUUUUGUCCUUGGCUUUGCUAAUGAGCGCUAAACGACAGGCUCUGGCCUAGCGGUUAAGGCGUUGGGCCAGUAACCGAAAGAUCGCUGGUUCGAAUACCCGAGCCGACAAGGGGAAAAAUUGAUUUGCCCUUGAGAAAGGCACUUAACCCACAUUUUCUCCACAUUUUUUUAUGGCCGUAAAACAACACAUUUCACUGUACCUAUCAGGUGUAUGUGACAAUACAUAUUUUAUUUUGUAUAAGUCUACGUGGUUCUCUUCUGUCUGCUCCUCUGUUUCUAUCCAUCCUCUGUCUGUCUCUCUGUUUCUAUCCAUCCUCUGUCUGUCUCUCUGUUUCUAUCCAUCCUCUGUCUGUCUCUCUGUUUCUAUCCAUCCUCUGUCUGUCUCUCUGUUUCUAUCCAUCCUCUGUCUGCUCCUCUGUUUCUAGCCAUCCUCUGUCUGCUCCUCUGUUUCUAGCCAUCCUCUGUCUGCUCCUCUGUUUCUAGCCAUCCUCUGUCUGCUCCUCUGUUUCUAGCCAUCCUCUGUCUGCUCCUCUGUUUCUAGCCAUCCUCUGUCUGCUCCUCUGUUUCUAGCCAUCCUCUGUCUCUCUCUGAUUCUUCUGCGUCUCCUCUCACACUCCUCUUUCUCUCUCUUCCCUCUCUCAUCCCUUUCUCUCACUAGCCUAUUCUUUUUAUUCUCUCCAUCUCCCUCUUUAGGCCUAUUUCUCUCUCCAUCCAUCUGCUCUCUCGCCAUCAUCUCUCUCUUUCUCUCUUCAUCUCUCUCUCUCUCCAUCCUCUCACUCUCUCUCUCUCUCUCUCUCUCUCUCUCCCUCCUUCUUUCCUUUUUUAACAGAGGUGUUUGAUUCUAAAGGCUGUCAGUUAGUGGACCGUUUUGGAUUGGCCCAUGCCAUUAUGCCUUCUAGGAGAAUUAUACUGUGGUUGGAUGGCUUUGUGCCGUACUAACUACUGUAUUUCCAUGUAUUACUAAAUUGUUCAGAGCACUUCCACUUUUAGAGUUGGCUAAAGAAGGAACUAGGUGUUAUCCAGUUUCUUUCUACUUCUUUCUUCUGUAGUUCCUUACUCUUUCUUUUAACUCUCUGUGAUGGUGUGUGUUUUGUUUCUAGUGUGUAUGCGCAUCUGUGUGUGCAUGUUUGUGUGCGUAUAUGUGCCACAGCCCAGUGUGUGUUUGCGUGUCUGCAUCAGAUUUUUAAGUAAUGUUUUCUCUCUUAAUUGAAGUUUGUGUUCCAGAACAUUGCAGCAGCUAACUGCGUCAGUCUGGAAGUAAUUCCACCACUUAAACAGUUACUGGUAAAGUAAAUGAAUAGCGUGAAGGAGGACAACUCUGUCAACUAGCAUAGCGUGGAAGCCUGCCCCUGCUUUCAGAGGUUGGCUGUCUGGCUCUUUGCUGUUCCUCACCCACCUAUCUAUAAUUGAUAGUUUAUGAAUGGCUAAUGAAGGGAAGGAGGGGGCUGACAUGGGACUGAAUAUUCAUGAAGGUCGUGGUUAGGGCUGGGAAUUGCCAGGGACCUCUCGAUACGAUAUUAUCACAAUACUUAGGUGCCGAUACGAUAUGUAUUGCGAUUCUCACAAUUGUCACGAUUCUAUAUGUAUUGAGAUUCGAUAUUGCGAUUUGAUGUUCCAAACAUAUUGCUCACUAUGUCUGCUGCUGAGAGACAAGAGAGCAUGAGAAAAUGAGUUCUGAUCAGUCAGGGAAAUAAUAAUGCUGAAAACAUGUUGGCUUACCAUUUAAAAAGAAGAUGGAGAACAAGCUAUAGGAUGAAAAAUACCUCCGUUUUGGCGCCAGUACAGCUAGCUAACGCUACCAAGGAAAUUUGUAAAAGAAAACACUAAUGUAAGUAUCUAUAUAAUAUUGUCUAAAAUACUAUUGUGAUGUGUAACUUUAUUGAUUUGUUUUAUUUCCCCAUCAUUGGUCAUGGUUAUUUAUGUUGCGUGCGUUCCCAUGUAUCUAGAUCUAAAUAGACUCUGAAAACGAGGCCCAUUUCAAUUAUAUUUAGCAGGGAGGUCGUGUUCAUUAGACACCAAACGGAAGAAAACGGACUGAAACGGAGGGACUCGACCAAUAAGAAAUGCUAAUUUUUGUUUCCUGUUGCAAAAUGUUAUAGAAUGUUUUAUGUUGUGUGCCUUAAUGAACAUGGCCCUGUUACAAAAGUUAUAGAUGGGGGGGUGAGGAACCGCAAAGAAUCAGGCAACCUCUGAAAAUGGGUAAUCCCUGUUUCGGUCUGUUUUCUUCCGUUUGGUGCCUAAUGAACACAACCCAGCUAUCAGCAGAUGGGCGUAGAGACAGUGCAACACUGAAACAUUUCCACUUUAGGAAUUUUCCUAAAAUGUUAACCCACAGCCAAUACCCUGAGAUUACUGGAAAUUACAGACAGAAUGAUGAAAGACAAGGGGGGGGGGGGGGGGGGUAAUGACAGUGUUUCAGUCUCGGCUGCUUUCAAGAAGUCAGUGGUUCCUUUGAUUUUAGGAGAAAGGGUUUCGAAAACGAGAGAAAGGCGACAGAGCCCGACUAACUGUUUUUUUGAUUCUAUAAAUCUUGCAUGAUCAGAGGAACAGUUUCCCCCCUCACGCACCCCAACCUUACUUGUCUUAUGGAUAAGAGCGUCUGCUAAAUGACGUAAAUGUAAAUGAAAAAGAAAGUAAGAGAGGGAGAGAGAAAGCAGUUAUGGGCUGUGGAGAACUGGGAUGAGGGACCUGUCAAGAUGACACAUCCAUUUCCUUUCGUCUGCCAUACUUUCUUCUCUCAUUUGUUCCCUCUCUCCCUCUCAGAUCCAUCUCUGAUGGGUCACCACCACAUCUCACUCACUCCUCUUCCACACCACCCAGCCCAAACAGAGUCCAGGCAGAUUAUCUGUGUGGGUUGUUGUGAACUGACAGGCUUAGCUUCUGGCCGCUACCCAAGCCUCCCCUCCCUUCAUCUCUCCCUCCCCUCCCUCCCCUCUCUCUCCCCUCACACCAGACCUCCCAGACCCAGCCACCCUCCCCUCCUAGGCGAAGAGCUGUCUGAUGGGGCAUAGCUUUCUGUCAGCAUGGCUGCGGCUUGCUGGCUGCUCUAUCCAGCCCAAACAAAGGGACUACUAAGGCCUCCCAUCCUCACACAGACCAAGGAUCCCCUCCCCUAGGUCCCUCUAACCAUCCUCACCCAGCCUGUCCUCCAGGCUUGUCUUUAUCCUGUUCUAGAUAUGUACUGUCCUGUAGCCUGACAUUCUACUGCUUCUAGCUGUAUUGUGCUGUCCUUUCAGAUCCGUGUGCAGGCCUACACCUUGCUCCAUAAAUGUACUCUGUGUGAGUGUGUGUGUGUGUUUCUCUAUCGCCUCUGGGCUUGUGUAUCUAUCACCUCUGUGCUUUAUAGGCGAGGGCAUCACUGGUCAAGUAGAUAAGACACUGUGCACACACACUAGACCCAGCAGCAGCUGGUUGUAACCCAAAAUGCCAAUCUCCUGUCCUGUGAACCUUAUCCAUGCAUCUUUCAUGAGGUAGCAGGGGCCCCUCUGUUGAUGCUCUACUGAAGCUACGUUUAACACCGUCCAAUUAAACAGACUAAGACCCUGCCCAUCCCUUUCUCUCUCACUUCUUCUGUGUGUGUAAAGGACUUGGAGUAGUGUGGUGUGUGUAAAGGACUUGGAGUAGUGUGGUGUGUGUGAAGGACUUGGAGUAGUCUGUGUGAAGGACUUGGAGUAGUGUGUGUGUGUGUGUGUGAACAACUUGGAGUAGUGUGUGUGUGAAGGACUUGGAGUAGUGUGGUGUGUGUGAAGGACUUGGAGUAGUGUGGUGUGUGUGUGAAGGACUUGGAGUAGUGUGGUGUGUGUGUGUGUCGAGGCCUCUCCGUCUGGCCCAUGUUUAUCUCUCUCAUUCUCGCUCUCUCUGCCGACCAGAGUCUUGAAUCUGCCCACCAGAUCACAAAGCAUCCUGGGAUAUUCCCCAGCCAAUUGGCUGGCUCUGAGCCAGCCAGCGUCUCUAUCUGGCUAAUGACCUGUCAAUCACUGGGUGGGGACAGGCCCAAAAACCAGGCCUCCUCUCCCAUCCAUCACUUUUACUGUGGACACUAUUACUCCCCAUUGUUCCAUCACAGGACACACACACAGGCAGGCAGCCUUUUGUUGGAAGGUUGUGACGAUUAGUUCCUGGUUUCAUUAACUUUAUUGCUUUAAAAGCAUUUUGGUGUCAUCAUAUGUCAUUCCUCUGAUCUACUGAUCUAUGGAUGGUAGAUUAUUAUAGAUUUACUCAGAGACCUCCUCUGGGUUUCUGGCCUUCUGAUUGGUGCCUUGGGGAUUCUACCGAGGAGGUUCUGUUCUCUGAUUGGCUUGGUGAUUCUAAUCCGAGGGACCACUCUCACACUCUGCUGCUGGGCAUCUGUUGGCUCUGAGGCAUGACAGAUGACCAUGCAUCCCAGCCUUUGUUCGUCUAGGCAGGGCCAUUCACCAUCUGUAGUACACACACACACACACUGGGUUGAUGUGCCCGCUGUGCUAGCUCGUAAAGAGUCAGGAUUAGCCAGGGGCAAGCCCAUCAAAACAGACCAGAGCCCAAACCUACAUUUAUCACAUUUGUGUGUGUGUGGGGGGGGGGACCUUCCAGUGCUUUGUGUACACUCAGAGAAAAACAAGGCUGCACUAAUAACAACCAACAACCAUGACUAGAGACGGAGAGAGGCUAGAUUGUGCAGAGAGCAGGGGCAGUAGUAGACAGACAGUAGAGGUGUGUGUAGUGUGGAGAGGCUAGUUAGCUAGACCAUGGUAGACCUAAUCUGUGUGUUAGCUUGUUACGCCUAUGUGUGCAUGAUCUAGGCCUAUUCUAGUGAGUGUGAGUUUCUGUGCGCUUCGGUGAGUGUGUGUGAGUGAAUGCCUGUGUACCGGUAGUAUGUGUCUCUGAGUAAUGAUCAGUGGUGCUGGCUGCCUCUCUCUGAGGCUUUGCCCUCUGAUCUAUGAUCUGGGCUCUCUACACCACUGAUCUGGUUCAUAGAGAGCACAACAUGAUGUCAAUCCUCUUAAUGAGAUGACAGCUCUCUAAGGCAGAGUUACACGAGUGUGUGAAGCGCAUGUCUCCCCGAGAGUGUAACACACACACAAGUAUUCAGACCCCUUGGAUUUCUUCACAUUUGAUUGUGUUACAGAGUGGGUUGAAAAUGGAUUUAUACCACAGCGUUGUUGAAUACUCGUUUCUGAUUGGCUAGAAGGGCAUUCUAGAAUGGACAUUAAAACCAGAUAACGGGACAGUUAGAAAAGGUGUCGGCACAUUGCAUGAUGCAAUAUGCGCCUACACAUGCAGACCGUACUUGCUACAGGUCCAACGAAGAAAGAACUUUGCUAGCUAGCUAGCAUUGAUUUAUUUUUGCAGAGACAUAUUUUUUGGGGGGAGCAUCUGAUGACCUAACGUGGUGAGUGAUAAACCAGCUGUUUUCAGCAACUGAUAUUUUUGAAUUUGGUUGUCAUAUUGGCAGGUUGGCUAGCAACAAACUAUUUAGCUAGCUUCUAGCCUAGUGUUUGAUAUGCAAUGCAAUCUCCUCGUAAUUAACAGUCAGUGUUGACGAGUGUCCUGAUAAGGCAAACUUUUCUAGCUAUGCCAGGCAAUAUCGGGCAUUAUCAGCUUAUUGUUAUGGAUGUAUCCAAGUGAAUGUCAAUAGAAAACAGCUACUUUGCUGUUAUUCUGACUGCAGAGGUCGUGACUGUGUAGCCGUAGUUAGUUGGUUAGCUAGCAGCAAGCAAGGGAUAAGAACGUUAACUGAGCAUGGCAACAAAACAUACAGAACGAAGGACUGAGUAGUGUCUCUAGCAACCAAAAGAUGGGAAAGUAUGAAUUUGCAUAUAAAAAUGAAAAUAUUUACUUCUUUAUUUUCUACCGGUACAUGUGUGCUUUCAUAUUGUUUUCUUUGGCAACUGUGGUAUAAGCAGGAUAAACGCCUCCGUUUUGUACGUUACCUUGGAAGAAAUGAACUCCGCAAAGGGACUCGGCUCCACCUCGUUCCGCUGCGUCGUCCAUUAUUUCCAAGGUAAUGUACAGAACUUCAGCGUUUAUCCCUUAAUUGUCAUUUUUUGUAAACAAUCUUCACAAAAUACUCUGUCAAAAUGGAAGCUUACUUAUUUAUUUUAUUUUUUCAAGAUUCAUACAAAUUAAAGAAAUAAAAUAUAGUUGUUGCGUAAAUAUUCGGCUCCCUGAGUCUAUACAUGUUGGAAACAACUUUAGUGUUUAGCUUUAGACCCCUGGAUUGUGCAAUAUUUGCCUAUUAUUAUUUUCAUAAUAAUUGUUCAAGCUCUGUCAAGAUGUUGGGGAUCAUGGCUAGACAGCAAUGUUCAAGUCUUGCCAUUAGUAUUUCAAGCAGAUUUAAGUCAACUUUAACUUCGCCACUUAGGAACGUUCCCUGUCUUCUUGGUAAUCAACUCCAGUGUAAAUUUGGCCUUGUUGUAGGUUAUCGUCCUGCUGAAAGGCGAAUUCUCUGCCAGUGUCUGGUGUAAAGCAGACUGAAGCAGGUUUUCCUUUAGGAUUUUGCUUGUGCUUAGCCCUAACCCGCUUUCUUUUUAUCAUGAAAAACUCCCCAGUAUUUGCUGCUGUCAAGCAAACCCAUACCAUGAUGCAGCCACCACCAUGCUUGAAAAUAAGGAAGCAGUUACUCAGUGACGUGUUGGAUUUGCCCCAAACAGAAGGCUUUGCAUUUAGGCCAAAAAGUGUAUUCAUUUGCCAUGUUUUUUUUGCAGUAUUACUGUAGUGCCUUGUUGCAUACAAGAUGCAUGUUUUGUAAUAAUUGUAUUUUGUUCUUUUCACUCUCAUUUAGGUCAUUAUUGUGGAGUCACUCCAAUGUUGUUGAUCGAUCCUCAGUUUUCUCCCAUCCCAGCCGUUGAACACUAGCCAGCUAUCUGAACUUGUAGUAAUCAUGGUCAAAUUACCGAUAGGGGGCCCCCAUUUGAUUGUGUUAGUCACUGUCACUCAGAUAUCAUAUUAAAAACGGCAAACAUUGCUCUCCACCCUAUGGCAAAAUGUGUAGAAUUGCCGGAAAUAAGCUGUUAAACUGCCACUGUGCCCCUCCAUGAUUUCUGAUUUUUUUGUGGCACCCACUCCCAUCAAAGUUACCCAUCCCUGAACUAGACCAUGCUAAAAGAGCUAUUCAAUGUAUGAUUUAGUGUUACCCAUCUACCAAUCACUGCCCUUCUUUAUGAGGCUUUCCAAAAGAUCCCUGGUCGUUGUAGUUGAAUCUGUGCUUGAAAUUCAAUACUUGACUGAGGGACCUUACAGAUAAUAUAUGCAUGGGGGACAGUGGACGGGUUAGUCAUUUAAAAAUAAUUAUUUUACAGAGUGAGCCCAUGUUACUUUUUGUGAUUUGUUAAACCAAAUUCUAUUCCUGAACUAAUUUAGGCUUGCAUAAACAAAACGGCUGAAUACUUAUGCAACGACUAUAUUUUAGUUAUUUAAUUUUUUAUUAAUCUUAACAAAUAAUUAAUAAUUUUUCUUCCACUUUGACAUAAGAGUAUUGUUGACAAAAAAUGACAAAUCCAUUUUAAUCCCACUUUGUAACACAAUAAAAUGUGAAGAAAUACAAGGGGUCUGAAUACUGAAUAUACACCCUUCAUCACACACACACACAUCACACACAUCACACCACACACAUCACAUGUCUGAACAGCAGCACAACGUCACCAAACACCAUUUGAUCAUGGUAGCAUCAAAGCAGCUCGUCUCCAUAAGCAGCUCUGCAAUGUGAUGAUGAUGCUGCUGCUGCUGCUUAGAGAGAACAUGCUGCAUAGUGCGCACUCACUAUUCUGUUUCAUGUCUCUCCUGCUUCCACAGGAUGAGGUUGGCUGGAAGGUGUCUCUACAUGGGCCUGGUAAAGCAGUGAGGUGUGUGCGUGGCAGGUUCAGACAGUAGAGGAACUGGACGUAGUAGGGGUGUAGUACAGUGGAAUGGUAGAGGGGUAGAGAGAUGGUUAGUCUAUGCUUCUCUGUCUCGUCCUGCUCAGUGAGACUGGGGCCGGCAGGCUAGGCGUUAGUCAGUCAAGGGGAAACUAGAGAGAGGGAGGGGGGAGGGGGAACGUCAUCUGACACAGCCCUGGCUUGCACCCUCAGGGGGUCAGUCAGAACAGCACUGGCGCAUCAGCAUCCACGCCCUCCUCUCCUCCCUCAACAUCCCCACUAUUAAAUAUAGAAACGCAGAGGAGAGGAGAGGACAAGCCUGUGUGUGAGAGUUAAUGUCUGUAAGGGUGUGCGUGUCAGUGUGUCUAUUUAUGAUCGUGUGUGUGCGCUCACGCCUGCGUGUGUGUCCGUCUCCAGCAUAGCGGCUUAUUGCAUGUGAAACGGUGUGUGGUGAGUCACUGCUCUCAUGGUCUGUUUCCCUAGCUGUGGAGGACCUGCCUCUCUCCCAACCCUCCUCUCCCCCUGCCCCGCCUGUCUCCCCCUGCCCCGCCUGUCUCCCCCUGCCCCGCCUGUCUCCCCCUGCCCCGCCUGUCUCCCCCUGCCCCGCCUGUCUCCCCCUGCCCCGCCUGUCUCCCCCUUCCCCGCCUGUCUCCCCCUACCCCGCCUGUCUCCCCCUGCCCCGCCUGUCUUCCCCGCCUGUCUCCCCGUACCCCGCCUGUCUCCCCCUGCCCCGCCUGUCUGCCCCGCCUGUCUCCCCCUGCCCCGCCUGUCUGCCCCGCCUGUCUCCCCUGCCCCGCCUGUCUGCCUCUCUCCCUCUCUCUCUCCCUGCCCCUCCCUUUCCCUGGGCCUGAAACCGAUGGAGAGAUGCAGUGAGAGAGACACUCCCUCUGCUAGUAACUGUAAAACUCUGGUUCCAGUCAUAUCAGCCAGCGGCCUGAUCUAUAGCUGAUCUAAUAGGACAUUAAAAGCCUCAGGAAGGGGGAGGGAGAGUUACUGCUGACACUGAGGAAUAGUAUAGGGUCUGACUGGCAGGCUGCAUGGGAACCAGAGAGGGUGAAACAGUGGGGGGGAAGUGGAUUUUUCUACCCAGGGAAGAGGGCUCGAGGGUUGGGGUGCAGGGGGGUGCGGUUGCAGCGUUGACAGGGGUAGCUGUGUUUUGACUGGAGCUCUGGUGCAAUGCAGAAGGUUAGGAGGGGUGCUGGAAGGAAUCAACAGCAGCAUCUCUCUUGAAGAGCUGAGGGGGGAGGGGCUGGAGCAGAGAGUUAAUGAUAAUGAGGUGUUGGCGUGACUGUCUUUAGAGCACUAGCCUGCCUUGCCUGUCUACUGAUGAUCACAAUCACACUUCAUGGCUCUCACUCUCUUUCUCCUCUUUUUCUCUAUCUGCUUCUCUUUCUGCUUCUGUCUCUCUCAAUCUUUCUCUCUGCUUCUUUUAGGCCUGUAUUUUUCUGCUUCUCUCUGUCUCUCUCUCGUUCAUAUCAGCCUACAUCUAACGUCUGCCUUUCAGCCUCUCUCUACUCUCCAUCAUCUCUUGCACAUGUCAUUGAGUGUGGUGGUACUGGCUGUAUAGUGUCUAGCCCGGGGCUCUCCAACCCUGUUCCUGGAGAGCUACCGUCCUGUAGGUUUUAACUCCAACCCUGUUCCUGGAGAGCUACCGUCCUGCAGGUUUUAACUCCAACCCUGUUCCUGGAGAGCUACCGUCCUGUAGGUUUUAACUCCAACCCUGUUCCUGGAGAGCUACUAUCCUGUAGGUUUUAACUCCAACCCUGUUCCUGGAGAGCUACCGUCCUGUAGGUUUUAACUCCAACCCUGUUCCUGGAGAGCUACUAUCCUGUAGGUUUUAACUCCAACCCUGUUCCUGGAGAGCUACCGUCCUGCAGGUUUUAACUCCAACCCUGUUCCUGGAGAGCUACCGUCCUGUAGGUUUUAACUCCAACCCUGUUCCUGGAGAGCUACUAUCCUGUAGGUUUUAACUCCAACCCUGUUCCUGGAGAGCUACCGUCCUGCAGGUUUUUACUCCAACCCUGUUCCUGGAGAGCUACCGUCCUGCAGGUUUUAACUCCAACCCUGUCCCUGGAGAGCUACCGUCCUGCAGGUUUUAACUCCAACCCUGUUCCUGGAGAGCUACCGUCCUGUAGGUUUUCACUCCAACCCUAAUCUAGCAUACCUGAUUCCAAUAAUUAUCUGGUUGAUAAACUGAAUCAGGUUAAUUACAACUGGGGUUGGAGUGAGAACCUACAGGAGGGUAGCUCUCCAGGUACAGGGUUGGAGUAAAAACCUACAGGAGGGUAGCUCUCCGGGAACAGGGUUGGAGUAAAAACCCUACAGGAGGGUAGUUCUCCAGGUACAGGGUUGGAGUAAAAACAUACAGGAGGGUAGCUCUCCAGGAACAGGGUUGGAGAGCCCUAGCUAGCCUGUCUGUGUUAUCAGGCCCCAGUCUGAAUGUGAUUCUCCUGCGCCUGUCAGUCACUAUUAGACCCCGCCCCUCUCCAUUAGAUCCCAUUCAUCCCAGUGUGAUAAGCCCCGCACACGCCAGACCGAAUGAGAACAGAGCUUACUGUAUGUGGCCCUGAAUGUCCAGCUUACUGCUCCGUCAUCACAAUCCUCCCCGGGCUUCUAAGGCCAUGCAGCGACAUAGACUGUGUGUGUGCCCUAUUUCAGUGAUAUGAUGAUAUAACUGCUCUCUUAUCACCCCCAUGGCAGUCAUACCAUUGUAGGUGGACAAUAGCCUAGUCUUCUCUCACAGUGUGUCUGGUCCUUCUAUGAUGAGGUGUUUGUAGUGGCUGCAGCCUGCCGGCAGCAUUACUCUGGGCUCUGUGGAGAUGACAUGGGAGGGAAAUCGGAUAGCUGUCAGUGAGUGCAUCUCUUCUCCAGACACUCCCCCUGCUGGCCAGAACUGCAAGGUGCAGCUCUUUCACCAUGCUGUCAUAUGGCACCCGGUGAUCUGCCCGUCACUGUAGCAAGUGUUUCCCAAAUAUAUGUUUUCUUACUUGUGAGGGAGAAAAGCCUUAGGAAGCAACAUCCAGUGACUCAAACACCACAACAUUCAAGCAAAACCAACAAAGGCUUCAAUUUGUUUGAGGUGGGGAGCCAUAGCUAGGCAGGGUCACUGCUAAAUGACUAAGUUAUAGCAGGGGAAAAAAGCAGCCUCCUCAAUGCCACAUUGGUGGACAGAUAGAAAGCCAGUAAAUGCGUAAACAUUACACUGUGGCCUGUCUCUGAGUCAUGAGUGUUUCUCACAGUGACUGUUCCCUCUCCUAACCAGUCACACUGUUUCAUAGUGAUAUAAUGUGGAGGAAGUGAAACUGAGACCAGGCUGGAUCUUUUAUGACCCCUUUACAAUGGUUCUCCAUGCUGUCGUAAUGGUGUCGGGUUGUUUCAUUGUGUUGCUGUUCGUCAGGUGACUGUAGCCUACCUUUUGUGUGGAGGUGUUCUUUGCUGUAGGCCUAAUACCUUGGCUAGGUCGUGUGUAUCAAUGAGCGUCAUGUCCUGGUUACUUUAGGUGGUUACUGUGUUCUCACUCCCCAGCACUAUUUUCUUACUCAGAUUUCUAGAAACAUGGUUGAAAUGGAUACUAAGCUGCGGCUUAGUCUUUUGUUUUGCUCCUGCUCUAUUCCACCUUUAUUUCCUCUCCCUCUCUUCCUCUGCCCAGCGGGUGACUUAGUGACAAGCCUGUGUCCUGAUGGCUUUGAAUAGACCUCUUUCUCUCUCUCUCUCUCUCUCUCUCUCUCUCUCUCUCUCUCUCUCUCUCUCUCUCUCUCUCUCUCCUGUAUUCAUUCCAUGUCUCACUCCAGUUCGUCAUCACUACAGUACAGAGCUCCUCCAUAUGGUUGCUCUGUCAGUCCCAUCAGCUUCAGGCAGGGCUAUGGGACUGUCUUCGGUCGUCAGAGCAGCAUCAGGGCUAUGGGACUGUCUUCGGUCGUCAGAGCAGCAUCAGGGCUAUGGGACUGUCUUCGGUCGUCAGAGCAUUAUCAGGGCUAAGGGACUGUCUUCGGUCGUGUGUCUCUCUGCUCCCUUUCUCUCUCCUUUUUUCUCUCUGCUGCCAGAGAAAACUCCAGAAUAUUUCUUCAUACAGCACAUCUCUACUCUCUGUACUCCUGAGCUCCAACACACGUUAACACAUCUUCUCUUCUCCAUCUUUCUUUCUCUCUCUAUCUCUCUGUUCCCCUUUCUGUUUCCAUCUCUCUGGCUGGCUGGCUGGCUGUCUGUAUGUCGCUCGCUUGCGCUCUUGCUGUCUCUCUUUCUCACACACACAACACCCCCCCCCCCCCCCCCCCCCCCUCCCCUCACCACGUCUCUCUCUCCUCUCGCUGUGGCCUCAGGCCCUGCAGAGCUCAGUGUGGCAGCUCCACUAAAGACAAGGCAUUCUAAUGGUUCUGUAAAUCCCUCGAUCAUCUCUAGCAUCACACUCACACACUCCAGCCGCUGUCAGUGUGUCAAAGAUGCUUCCUCCCACCAUGCAUGAAUCCAAUCAGGAGCAUGGUGUACUGCGUGGAGAAGCAGAAUGUGUGCUCUAUAUAUCGGACCACAUGGGGUUUCUCAAAGGACCCAACCAUCACUACUCUGUCUGCCUUCAUCUUAGGGCUGUUACAGUGACUGUAUUACCACCACACCGGCGGUCACGAGUCAUGACCGCAGUCAAAUUCCACAUGAAGGUUUAGUCUUGGUAACUAGGCUUUUCCAAAACUGCGCUCUGAUGCCGCUGAUGGUCAUUAGUAGCCUACCAAACUUGCUAACUGCCAUUCGCUAAUGGCCUGGUACUCAGCGUUCUAUUGUCCCUCUAAUCACUCUGACAUAAAUGCAGUCCAAAAUCAAAUCAAACACUUCAUGAGAGCCCAUGAGCUCAUGUUGCGCAAUAUUUCUAAUUACGUGAUAAAACUGAGUUUUGAUGGCCUCUAUUAAAAAGAGGAUCUGUUCAGCUUUCUAUAGGCUAGGCCUACUAUAUUUAUUAAUUAAUAUUAAACACAGUGCUUCCUUUACAACAGGAAUAGCCUAUCUGGCUGGCAUGAAAAUGAACUGUGGGAAAGCGUCUUCCAUUCGCUAUUUAAGUGCAUACGAUGACAUGUAUUUUUUCCCGUGCACCUGUUCUGACAGGUGAAUGAUAAUGGUCCAUUCUAAAUCAAAACUACUUUCACACACAGGCCUAUAUUAUUUAGUAUAUGUAAAGACAAGAUUAAAUUGAGAAUAGUCUGAUGGGUGACAAUAUUAUCACUUGAGAAUUAUGUAUUGUGUGUGCAAUCUAUGACAAAAAACAGCGCAUGCCUUUUUUUCCGACUUUAUCAAAUCAUAGUCGUGCACAUCAUGUAGCCUAGCCCAUGAGCCUAUAUGUUUUGAUAAGGUUUGUAUCACAACUAAAUGGCCAGAAAAUUCCAAACCUACAUGCCUAGGACGUCUGGAACACGGUUGGAGAGCACAUAGCCUACAGAGCCUAGUGAAACGUGUUCCUAUAAGCCCAGUCAUUGCCCAAUCGCAAUCGAGUUUUGACUGGCCACUAUUUAAAAGAGGAUCCCAGCUUUUUCGUGCUGCUAUAUUUAUUGUUAAAAUGAAGAACAUUAAUCCACUUUACAACCGGUGUAGCAUACUUGGCAUACAUAGGUGGUGCGCGAGUUUCAAGUUUGGGGAAGCUAAUUUUCACUGUAAAAAUGCACCCUUAUAAUAAAGCAUUCCGUGCAUCAUCGCAUUUGCAGACCUACUAUUCGUAAUGUGAUGAGUAGAUUGGAUAGUCAUAAUUUAGGCUAAUCAAAUAACUAAAUCACUGUAUGCAAAGAAAGACCGUUCGGUGCAUGGCUGAGCGCGUGUAGAGUAGACCUAGGCUAUAUCAGAUAUGUUUCUUCUUUCUUUGCAUGAGAAAAAUGUGGCCUUUUAUAAACACAUUUCAUGCAAUUCUACUACACUUUAUAUGACUGGAGACGUUAGCAGAAUCUUUUUUUAAUUGGUCAAAUUACAGUUAGCCUACUCUACUGACAAAGACAAACGGAUCAGUAAAAACAACAUUGUCCAUAUAAUAGGCCUAGAAGAAGGGGAGACACAAAUAGAAUAUGACGUCCAUCUCAAACUGGAGGAGGAAAUUAUUGUCCCCCCCCCCAAAACAUUUUUAAAUUAAGUAUGUAUGCGCAGUUCGCACUCACCGGGGAUAUUGCUGAUGCUCUCCGCUGGUGCCAAUAAGAUGUUGAGAAUUUUGAUAACUAAAAGACAUUAGUCUUUUCAUUGUCUUCUCUUUACAGCAAUAACCAUUUGCUUUCCAAACUAUGUUUUCCUGUGAUUGUAUUUUGAAAUGUUGCAAUAUGCCUGGCUUGGCCUCUCUACUUUUCACAGACAGUCGCAACUAAACAAUAAUCUGGCCAAAUUGCGCGCGCUGCCUUUCCUUCCGACUGUAGGCAAUAUAUUUUUAAAUAUAAAAAUUAAAAAAUAAGCUAAUGAUCCUCUGUGGCCAAAUCAUGCUUUAGUUGCCUAUUUUGAAUUAUUACAUUUAUUUUUGUAUAGACAGGAGUAGGCUAAAUUUAAUUACAUUUACUUUAGGUAAAUCUUCCACUAGCCUUAUGGACGCGCUGCCUAUGCUUGCAUUUUAAAAACGUUACAGCACAUAACCUCCAUUUGCUAUUCGAGUGCAGGCUACGAUGACAUAAACAUUUUAUGUGGGCCAUUCUAAAUCAAAAAUAAUUCCACACAUACCCUAUAUUAGUAUGCUAUAUGUAAAGAACAUAUUACAUUAAAAAUAGUCUGAUGGGUGACAAUAUUGUCAAGUGCUUGUCAAUUUGUGAAUGAGAUACUGAAGUGUGUGCAGCCUGCGCAAGAAAUGGAGCAGAGCUCAUGUCUUUCAUCAUUAGUGGCAUCAUGCAGCCUUAGAAUGUAUUACAAAUCUAAAUAUAUAGCCUAACAUUUCUAUCACAACUAAAGAUGCAUAAAUGACCUAUUUCUUUGUUAACCGCUCAACACAGAAUAGCAGUCUCUUGGAAAUUGUUUGGGGUAAAUAUCCUUUCUAUUUUAUUCAGCUAUGUGCAAUUGUAGGCCUAUUCUUCAUACUAUAAAAUAAUAUCAAAUAAUGCCACGGAAUUCAAAUCUGUGUAUAGCCCACAGCCAUAUGGCAUAGCUAGCUCAGGGCCUAACAUAAGGACAACUCAGAAGAUGCUAUUCUGUUCUUCUGAAAUAGGCUACAUUUUCUUCAUAUCAUGUUUCUUUAGACCUGUCUAAAAUAAUGGAUAUAUUGUGAUGGUGUAGGCUAUAUUUAAUGGAUUUAUUCGACUUUUUAAAAAAUGUAGAUGUUCCCAAGGUCCUCAUCAGUGGCUUGUAGGCUAUGCGUGGAAGCCAGGAGAUGCUAAAUGUGUUUAUGUUAAUAAACAGUAAAUUACCGUGAGACUGGCAGUUAUUUGCAUUACAAUCACUGGUUGACAAUGUCAUGAUCACCACAGCCCUACUUCAUCUCAAUAUUUAUUGGAGAGUGCAAGGUUGUGUCCCAAAUUACACCUUAUUUUCUACAUAGUGCACUACUUUUGACCAGAGCCCUAUGUAGGGAACAGUGGGACGCAGCCUCAGUGUUCCUCCUAAACGAUCUGAUCACAUGACUGUGUGUAUGUGUGUCUGCCCAAGCCAGCAGGGAGAUCUCUUUACGCCAGCCUCCCUCUCUGUAUAGGUUUCCAUCUGCCUCUCAAUGCUCAGAAGAUGUCGAUGUAUAUUCCCUUUUUAUUCUGACUCUCUCAUCCCUUCUCUCUCUCUCCCUCCCUCUCUUUCCCUUCUCUCUCUCUCCCUCCCUCUCUUUCCCUUCUCUCUCUCUCCCUCCCUCUCUUUCCCUUCUCUCUCUCUCCCUCCCUCUCUUUCCCUUCUCUCGCUCUCCUCUCUCGCGCUCGCUCUCCCUCUCCUCUCUCGCGCUCGCUCUCCCUCUCGCCCCCUGCAGGCCAAGUCGUGUAUCUGUCACAUGUGCGGCGCCCACCUGAACCGGCUCCACUCCUGCCUGUCCUGUGUCUUCUUCGGCUGCUUCACCAAGAAACACAUCCACGAGCACGGCAAAAACAAACGACACAACCUAGGUAAGAUGUGCACGUGCUAGCUUAUGUUGUCAUGUCCACUAAACUAGCACACUGCCUCACACACACACACACACACACACAGUGAAGAAGAUACAAUUGACAUCACUGCAGAACAUUCUCUAGCUCCAAGCUGUGCUGCACACACACACAAACAUACGCACACACCAAAAUACAAUUCAGGCCUCUCUUUCUGAGACAUUGAGCAGAACCCAUCUUUCCCAGUAGCAUUAACAAUCUACUGGGAGCCAGUGCUUAGUCUUAGCCAGACAAAUGUCAUUCUCUAAGCCUCUCUGUUCCCAAGUCAGCUAUGUGGGAGGGCUAGACAUGUUUAGUCCUGAACCACAUUGAAUAGGGAUGACCCUGUGAUUCUUACAUGGUAAUUAUCAAAGUAUAAUAUUUUCUAUUUAGUGCACUACAUUUGAGCAGGGCCCACAGGGCUCUGGUAAAAAGUAGUGCACUGUGAAGGGAAUAGGGUGCCGUUUGGGUGUGAUGGGGAUUAGAAGGUUGUUCUGGGGGGGUGUCACAGUAAGGUUUUGAUCUAUACGCACACACCCUCUGACACAUACACUGAGCCAUGUCGGUCGCUCCUGUCAUCAAGCCCCACUCCUAUCUGCCCCUCAGCCCCCCAGAGUACUGCUACAGUGUUAAUUAGGUUAGGGCUUUCCACGGGAGCACACACACAUAUUCACACACUCACUGUGCCAUUGCACCAUUAAUCAACUUAACCCCUGACUCCCAGCUGUUCCUCUGGAUUCCUUCACUUCCUUCAUCAUCCCCCUCUCCUGUCUGUCAGGUUUAUUUUUAACUUCCUCUGUGUGAUGUACACAGAACUCUUUCUCUCCUUCUUUCUGGUUCCAUGGUUACUGCAUCAGUCCAAGGGCUUUCUCAGUGCAUGCCUGUUGCCAUUGGACACAGAGAUGAUGAGCUUCUUCUAGCUAGCUCCUCUCUCAUCUUAUGGAUAACGCACACCAUGAGAUGAGAUGAACGCGCAUGCACAAACACGCUCCAUUCACAUUUUCUGUAUAGAUUUUUAGGACAAUCCAUCAAUUGUCCCUUUUCAAUUGAAGUUAGACGUAUCAUAUUCAUGAGUUGCAUGUUUCGUCACAAUAUUGUUUUGAACGUUUGUUUUGGACUGAUGCCCGGCUGAGCAUUCUUCUCAAUGCAUCAUUAAUGAGCGGUGAUGACGAUUUCAUCAAAAGGGCAUUACAGUGGCUUGGAAAUACUAUGACAUUAAAAAUGAGGCAAAUAAUUAGUAAGAAAACCUUUUGUCAUCAAUUUGAUGUUACCAGAUUGACUUUAGAUGCAGUAUAACGUUAGCUAGCUAGCUAAGAUUGAGGGCAGGCCACAGGAUUUUAGCUAGCUAAUGUUAUCGUUGCUAGUUAUUUUGACAAACUUUGCUAGCUAAUGACAACGUUGCCAUCUGUCUAAAGUAAAUUUGACGACAUGAUAAUGCUGGCAAAGUUGUUUCCUACUAAAUAUUUGACUACUUUAGCAAUGUCAUCGUAUUUCCAGGCACUAUAGUGUAAUUUAGAAAAAAUAGUAGUCAGCGUCCGUCCAGAAUGACUGGGCUUAUCACCACGGCUUGAGAACGUUCAUAACAAUGGCAUGAGGCGACCAAGCGACUUGGUGCAACCUAUGAAUAAAUUGGUUGUCACGGCAACAGAAGAACCCAGGUAUUGUUACCAUGGUGUUGGAGAACAUAGGCUAGUGGAAAGAGCAGGGGGGUUAGAUGUGAUGGACACACACACACAGUCCCACAAAAAAACAUACUCUGACACACACACACACACCUUCCCUAUGUGAUAGUUCUCUAAUUCUCCAAUGCAAGCGGCAAUAAGAUGGAAUGACACAAAGCUCAAAUCAAUAGAGCUGAGAGUAGUGGAACACACACACACACACACUCACUGGCCACAUCAAUGACGAGGUUAGACGUUAAAUAAACGAAGCUAUUGUUCUGUAGGAAAUAUCUAUUUCUAAUUAUUGUGUAUUCUUUUUUCUUUUUUUCUCUCUCUCUCUCUUUUUGUUUGUUUGUUUCUCCCUUCCAGCAAUAGACUUAUUAUAUGGUGGAAUAUAUUGUUUUGUGUGUCAAGACUACAUAUACGACAAAGAGAUGGAACAGAUUGCCAAAGAAGAACAGAGGAAAGCCUGGAAAUUGCAAGGUACGGUGUUAUUGGUCUCCAGCAAUUCAGGCAACACUACUUUUGUGUCUAUUUUUCCAUUAUCUCUAGUCCACCAAAAAAAGUCUAAUUGAUUUAUAUUCCUUCAUGUAUUUUAGCCUGUAUUUAUUUAACCUUUCUGAUACAGAUCACAAUGUGGGGAGCUAUGAUAAACUGCAUUUAGUGAUUUUAAAGUAGUGGCAGCUGCAUUCACAUACACUAUGUAUACAAAAGUAUGUGGACACCCCUUCAAAUUAGUGGAUUCGGCUAUUUACAUUUAUUUCAACCACACUCGUUGCUGACAGGUAUAUAAAAUCGAGCACACAGCCAUGCAAUCUCCAUAAACAAACAUUGGCAGUAGAAUGGCCUUACUGAAGAGCUCAGUGACUUUCAUUGUGGCACUGUCAUUUUUAUUUAUUUUUAUUUUAUUUCACCUUUAUUUAACCAGGUAAGCCAGUUGAGAACAAGUUCUCAUUUACAACUGCGACCUGGCCAAGAUAAAGCAAAGCAGUGCGAUAAAAAAACAACAACAACACAGUUACAUAUGGGGUAAACAAAACGUACAGUCAAAAAUACCACAGAAAAUCUAUAUACAGUGUGUGCAAAUGUAGCAAGUUAUGGAGGUAAGGCAAUAAAUAGGCCAUAGUGCAAAAUAGUUACAAUUUCGUAUUAACACUGGAAUGAUAGAUGUGCAAAAGAUGAUGUGCAAAUAGAGAUACUGGGGUGCAAAUUAGCAAAAUAAAUAACAAUAUGGGGAUGAGAUAGUUGGAUGGGCUAAUUACAGAUGGGCUGUGUACAGGUGCAGUGAUCGGUAAGCUGCUCUGACAACUGACGCCUAAAGUCAUAGGAUGCCACCUUUCCAACAAGUCAGUUCGUCAAACUUCUGACCUGUUAGAGCUGCCCCAGUCAACUGUAAGUGCUGUUAUUGUGAAGUGGAAAUGUCUAGGAGUAACAACGUGUGGUAGGCCAUACAAGCUCACAGAAAGGGACCGCCGAGUGCUGAAGUGCAUAGCGCGUAAAAAUUGUCUCACUACCGAGUUCCAAACUGCCUCUGGAAGCAACGUCAGCACAAUAACUGUUUGUCGGGAGCUUCAUGAAAUGGGUUUCCAUGGCCGAGCAGCCGCACACAAGCCUAAGAUCACCAUGCCUAAUGCCAAACGUUGUCUGGAGUGGUGUAAAGCUCGCCGCCAUUGGACUCUGGAGCAGUGGAAACGUGUUCUCUGGAGUGAUGAAUCACGCUUCACCAUCUGGCAGUCCGAUGGACGAAUCUGGGUUUGACAGAUGCCAGGAGAACGCUACCUGCCCCAAUGCAUAGUGCCAACUGUAAAGUUUGGUGGAGGAGGAAUACGGGUCUGGGGCUGUUUUUCAUGGUUCGGGCUAGGCCCCUUAGUUCCAGUGAAGGGAAAUCUUAACACUACAGCAUACAAUUACAUUCUAGAUGAUUCUGUGCUUCCAACUUUGAUGCAAAUGUUUGGGGAAGGCCCUUUCCUGUUUCAGCAUGACAAUGCCCCUGUGCACAAAGCAAAGUCCAUACAGAAAUGGUUUGUCGAGAUCAGUGUGGAAGAACUUGACUGGCCUGCACAGAGCCCUGACCUCAACCCCAUCGAACACCUUUGGAAUUAAUUGGUCACCAAAAGCUCAGUUCUUGUGACUACUUUCCCCAAAAUGAAUGAUGAUGAAGUUAUGCUAACACCAUAUUGGUAAAAUUAUUUGUUUAAAUUAUGUUAACAUAUAGCCUAUGCAUGGUCCAUAUUAUCAGGUAUGCUAUUUGCAAUAAGAAUUAUAACCUGUAGCCCAACUGAUGCAGCAUAGUGGCUAUAAAUAAAUAGGCUGAAGCAUGGGGUUGCCUAUCUGCAUUUACCCUAUUGGGCUAAUCAUUAGCUAGAUCCCAAAUGUUUUUUUUACUAGUUAGCAUCUGAUGAAUUAAACAAAGUUAAUAUAAUGUAGCCCUACCUGUUAGGGUAACUUGGGCUAAACCACCAUCCAGGAUAACACUGCCUGCACUUCUCACAGAAACCAUUUCAUGUUACCAUUCCCCCCCCCUCCAGCACUUUCCCUGGUUACCACUACUCCUGCUCAACAAACAAUGUAAUCUAUCUCAUUACAAUUUUAGUCAAUCCAAACAAUGAUUUUGAGGUAGGGUGUUGUUUUACCCCAAGUUACUCUGCAAUUUCCCUGUGUUACAUUUAGCCCCACUCUCACCUAUGCACUCACAGCGAAUUGCAGACUAGUAAUGUUCGUAAUCAUGGCGCUGCUAAAACCUCUGGGUUUAAAAAGAUGCAGUUUGCAUAUAUUUUAGAAAUAAAGUAGGAAUGGAAAGCUGGGAUCCCCCUCUUUUUAACAAAGGCCAUCAAAACUGCAGUUUUUCCCGCGAUUGCAAGACAUGUGCAUUGACUGCUUUUCAGGUGGUGACUUGAAUGUGCCUCGAGAGUAAUAUUUAUCUCGCAUAGAACACACAACAAAAAGCCGAUUAGGUAACUAGAUAAACUAUUCUACUAUGGGGUAGUCAGAUUUUUCUAUUCAUUACUUGUUUUGUUUGCAGAGGAAAAGUAAAUGGGGACUGUUCUAGAAUCUUCAAAGUCACCCUUAGCAGAUUGUUUUUUCAUGUGCCAUAUUUUGGGGGGCGUGGCGUCAAUGAUUUUGUCGUGGCGCAGCGCCACAUACAAAUGACUGCAGCGGAACACUCGCACAGUGUCAUCAGCAUAAAAGUGUAGCUUACAGUUCUUCACUGAAGAACCAAUAUGGUUAAUGUACAAUGUGAAUAGUAGUACUGGCCCUAGAAUGAACCCCUGAGGCAUGCCACUAGAAUUUCCUUAGGUUCAGGUUUGAAAAGAAACUCCAGCACACUGGUGGUCUUCAUGCUCCACAGAUUUAAUGGAUCUUUGUACCAAUGUUUUGGUCUCGAUAGACCAGGGUUUCCCAACUGGUGGCCCGUGGGUGGUGUUAUUUGGCCCCCAAAAUAAAAAAUACAAAUAAAAUAAGUUAUUAUUAAAAAUAUAUUGUUGCACAUAAAUUACUGUAAAAACACCAGCAAAUCAGCUCCAAUGGAUUUCUCAAGUGUUACAACUCAUAAUAGACAUAUGAUCGUAUACAGAUGUUCAAGGUUUGAAAUAAUUGUUUUAGUCAAAUAUUAUAUAUGUUUGGGCUUCUUGCGGUCAGUUUGCAGUCUACAAAUUAUUUGUAAUUAUGACCGGCCCCCCAACUAUCCAUUCAAGAAAAAAUUGGCCCACGGGCCGAAUCUAGUUGAUGAUCCCUGCAAUAGACCUUCAUCAUAGCCUGGUCCCAGAUCUGUUUGUGCUGUCCUAGCAACUCCUAUGGUAAUUGUCACACCAGUGACCGGAAGAGUUGGCAAACAGAUCUGGGAACAGGCUACCUUCAUCAAGGUUCAGGUUGAAAAUAUUGUUGGUUUCGUCAAUGUCUCAACGAUGUCUCUGUCUUUGUGACCAGGUGUAGGGGAGAAAUACUCGACGUGGGAGCCUACGAAGCGAGAGCUGGAGUUACUACGGCACAAUCCAAAGCGAAGGAAAAUCACUACAAACUGCACCAUUGGUGGGAUAUAGGCUGGUCCGCUGUCCGCACGUCCUUAUGAAGUGCUAGCAUGGUAGCAUGGUCGAUUUCAUCACCCAGACAGCUGUGUGUGUGUGUGUGUGUGUGUGUGUGUGUAAGGGACAGAGACUGUCUGUGGUGUUGUCUGUAUAGUCCAGGGUUACUCAUGUAUUUAAGUUGGGCCUGAAAGGUCAGCUGGAGUGAUUAACACCACAGGUUAGCAGGCAGUAGCCCAGGGAGAGAGGGAGAGAGAGAAUGCUCUGUUCCUUCUUCAAUGACAAGUUCACACAACAGGGUGGUCUUCUCUUUCUCUCUUUUUUUUUUCUCUCGCUUCCUUUCUCAGUCUGUCGCUCUCUGUUUCUCACACUCUUUGUAGAUUCAAACCUAUUUAGGCCUAUCUCUGUUUCUCACACUCUUUGUAGAUUCAAACCUAUUUAGGCCUAUCUCUGUUUCUCACACUCUUUGUAGAUUCAAACCUGUUUAGGCCUAUCUCUGUUUCUCACACUCUUUGUAGAUUCAAACCUAUUUAGGCCUAUCUCUGUUUCUCACACUCUUUGUAGAUUCAAACCUGUUUAGGCCUAUCUCUGUUUCUCACACUCUUUGUAGAUUCAAACCUGUUUAGGCAUAUCUCUGUUUCAUUCUUCCUCCUCUUCUCUUUCUAGAUCUCUUUCUAGAUCUCUCUGUCCUCUCUGUCCUCUCUCUGCGCCUCUCUCUGCAGUUAUAUAUCUUGAUUCAUUCAGUCUCACUCCUUCUCUCUCUUUCUCCCUCCCGCUUGCUGUAAUGAAACACUUGUAGAGAGUCCUACCAGCUGUCUCAGGGCCUUGGGGUGUUGGGUGUGGAGUGGGUCGAGUCUGGAGAGUUUAACCACCAGCCGAGAGCUCUAUUCCUGGGCCAAAAAGGCUGGACCAGUCCCAGGCUCCACGCUGGGCCUCACCUGUUCUGUUCACUCAGGCCUUCGUGGUGGACCACAGCUUACAGCUUUCGUCUGCACUGCCCAAACCAUGGCUAUAUUACACUAGCCCAAACCAUGGCUAUAUUACACUAGCCCAAACCAUGGCUAUAUUACACUAGCCCAAACCAUGGCUAUAUUACACUAGCCCAAACCAUGGCUACAUUACACUAGCCCAAACCAUGGCUAUAUUACACUAGCCCAAACCAUGGCUAUAUUACACUAGCCCAAACCAUGGCUACAUUACACUAGCCCAAACCAUGGCUACAUUACACUAGCCCAAACCAUGGCUACAUUACACUAGCCCAAACCAUGGCUAAACCAUGGCUAUUUACACUAGCCCAAACCAUGGCUAUAUUACACUAGCCCAAACCAUGGCUAUAUUACACUAGCCCAAACCAUGGCUAUAUUACACUAGCCCAAACCAUGGCUAUAUUACACUAGCCCAAACCAUGGCUACAUUACACUAGCCCAAACCAUGGCUACAUUACACUAGCCCAAACCAUGGCUACAUUACACUAGCCCAAACCAUGGCUAUAUUACACUAGCCCAAACCAUGGCUAUAUUACACUAGCCCAAACCAUGGCUAUAUUACACUAGCCCAAACCAUGGCUAUAUUACACUAGCCCAAACCAUGGCUAUAUUACACUAGCCCAAACCAUGGCUAUAUUACACUAGCCCAAACCAUGGCUAUAUUACACUAGCCCAAACCAUGGCUAUAUUACACUAGCCCAAACCAUGGCUAUAUGACACUAGCCCAAACCAUGGCUAUAUUACACUAGCCCAAACCAUGGCUACAUUACAUCAUUCCAAACCAUGACUACAUUACAUAAUUCCAAACCAUGGUGAAAUUUAGCACAUUUACAGAACUGUUUAUUAUUUUUCAUUGUCCCUGUCAAAUAAAUAAAGUAAAUUAAAGCUUCCUUUACAGGAGAUGGCAAUGUUAGACCUUAAUGUACUCCUCUCUCUGUUGCAGGAGAAUGCACCUAUAACUGUACCCCUCUUGAUUGUUUGUCCCGAAGAUAGGCCUACUUUUUCACAUUCCCCCCUCUCUCUCUAAACCCCCCCCCCCCCCCGGCAGGUUUACGAGGGUUGAUCAACCUGGGCAACACGUGCUUCAUGAACUGCAUCGUCCAGGCCCUCACCCACACCCCCCUGCUGCGGGACUUCUUCCUGUCCGACAGGCACAAGUGUGAGAUGCAGUCCAACUCCUGUCUGGUGUGUGAGAUGUCACAACUCUUUCAGGAGGUAAGGCCGGAGCUAGUGGGGAUAGGGUUGCAAUUUGCUAAAUUCCGUCAAAUUUCCCAGGUUUUUCAGAAAUGUUUGUUGUUGGAGAAUCAGGAGGGAAUAAUCAGGGAGGGAGUCCUCCAACUGGGAUUUCUGGGAAAGACUGGAAUGUUGCAACCCUAGGGCGGUCAAAUGCAGUCUUCUAAGGGUUUGUGAGGCCAAAGGAAAACAUAUGAGAUAGAAUGACUGCAGAGGGGAGUCACUGACUGGAUCACUGCUUUGUGGAGCUGGAGGGAAACAACUCUGUCUGAGUGGAAUGAACUGAGUUCAACAAGAAUGCCCUGCCGUAUUAUAGAGCUACAGUGUUUGGCAUUUUAUAUCAACUCAGCUCACCAGUCUGUGUGUGAGGGGAUGGGUGCGGGGGAGGGUGUCUGUCUUUGUCUGUCGGUCUCUGUGUGUAUGUGUCUCAGUGUGUGUCUCCAUACUUAUCUCUAAAUGCUAGCCUCCUUACCAAUCGUUCACUACCAGUUCUGAAUGUCUUUAGUACAGUCAGUUGGUUAGAUUACAUCCAAUAAACUCAAUGCCCCCUGAACAUUACAGAACUUGUGCUCAGGUGUCUGUCUGCUCCUCCUCCUCCUCCUCCUCCUCCUCUCCUCCUCACACCCUCUCACUCUCUGGUGUGUAUAUAUACACUGAGUGUAAAAAACAUUACACCUGCUCUUUCCAUGACAUAGACAAGGCUUAAAAAUUAAGAUUUGAACAGUCUCCUCCCCUUCAUCUACACUGAUUGAAGUGGAUUUAACAAGUGACAUCAAUAAGGGAUCAUAGCUUUCACCUGGAUUCACCUGGUCAGUCUAUGUCAGUGGUUACCAACUCCAGUCCCCCAGUACCCCCGACAGCACAAAUGUUUGUUGUAGCCCCGGAAAAAAACCACCUGAUUCAGCUCAUUGAGGGCCUGAUGAUUAGUUGAUAAGUUGAAUCAGGUGUGCUUGUCUGGGGCUACAAUAAAAAUGUGUGCUGUUGGGGGGACUGGAGUUGGUAACCACUGACAUAGACUGACCAGGUGAAAGCUAUGAUCUCUUAUUGAUGUCACUUGUUAAAUCCACUUCAAUCAUGUAGAUGAAGGGGAGGAGACAGGUUAAAGAAGGAUGUUUAAGUCUAGAGACAAUUGAGGCAUGGAUUGUGUAUGUGUGCCAUUCAGUGUAUGAAUGGGCAAGACAAAAUAUUUAAGUGCCUUUGAACGUGGUAUGGUAGUAGGUGCCAGGCACACCGGUUUGUGUCAAGAACUGCAACGCUGCUGGGUUUUUCACGCUCAACAGUUUCCCAUGUGUAUCAUGAAUGGUCCACCACCCAAAGGACAUCCAGCCAACUUGACACAACUGUGGGACGCAUUGGAGUCAGCAUGGGCCAGCAUCCCUGUAGAACGCUUUCGACACCUUGUAGAGUCCAUGCCCCAAUUAAUUGAGGCUGUUCUGAGGUCAAAAGGGGAUGCAACUCAAUAUUAGGAAGGUGUUCCCCGGGCGGCCUCAGUGGGCUGAUCCGUUCAGCUAGAACAAAGGGAGGGAGCAACCAUUCACCUUCAUCACAUGGAGGAGCAACCGUUUAGUGUUCAGAUGUGACAGCGUGAAUCAACUAGUGUCUAGAGUAGACCAAGGAGAAAAGUUAAAAGCAUACCCUUGGAGAAUACUUGUCAUGCUACAAUGGAACUACAAUAAAAGUUUCAGAACAAACAUUUUGUGCUUGCUUAUAACUAUUCAGCUAGAGCGCAUAUCUCAGUCCCUCUCGCUCUGUUCUUGUCCCUUAGAGCCAGAUGCACGCACAUGCACACGCACACACUUCUCUUCCCUCUCUCCCAAUCACGUUGCUCGUUCCUGCUCCACGCGUUCCUCCUCUCCUUUGAACUUGGCGCAUGCAGCACCAUCAUCAGUACCAGGAAAGAGGGUCUGUUCCUCUGAGUCUGUACCCACACAGCUCCUCUCAGCCAGGGAGGCGAUGGUCUUUGAACAACCCCUCCCCGUCUCCCUUCUUUUUAUAGACUCAGCCUGCUUCAAACCGCAGCGCAGGACCAAAGAGCCUGUAAGAUACAUGAUAUAAGCUUAUUUGUGUGUGCGUGAGUCAGGAGAUUAAAGGUGUGUACUGUAAUAGGCUUGCUUCUGCAUUCAAGCAGAGCACUCUUUUCAUUAUGGUGUUGUUCUCUCCAUCUCACACCCUGACCUAGACUGUCAAUCAUCCAAUCCCCAUAGCAACCUGGAGAUUCAGCAGUCUGGUUUCACACACACUCUCUCUCUGGAAGUUCAGUGACUAGCAUUCACUAACAUAUAAUAGCAUUUGCUAACAGGUUCUAGCAUAUAUAUUUUUUUUUUUUACAGAUGAUAGCUUUUGCUAACAGUUACUAGCAUUUGCUAACAUUUACCAACGUUUGCUAACAGUCACUAGCAUUUGCUAGUGGAUGCUAGCAUUUGCUUACACUAAUGUUAGAUGCUUGGAGAAAUUCAUUCAAGUCAGGUUAGUUAGUUAUGUCGAUGGGCUCAUGUAGUGGUAAGGCAGUGUUUCCCAUGUGUUGUCGCCUGAUUAUUAUUUAUAUUUUUUAACUGCUUGGUCCAUAGAACCGGGGUUAUGUCAGUAACCUCUAGUAUCCGCUAGAUGCGGUUGUAGUAAAGAGCGUUUUCUGUUUUCUUCCUACAACUGUGAGUCUAUCUUUUGAACGGUUUAAGCUACAAAGUAGUAUGACCCCAUCGCUGAAAGAUAAGACUCUCAGGAACACUUGUGUGUCUUCUGUUUCACUUUACAAUGCCCACAAGCCGCGCAGGACUCAAUUAAACAGAUUGGACAAGACCAGGCACUAAAUCAAACUGGGGGGGAAAGAACAUCAUCAAUUAUGUUAUUUUCUACAGAGAAGAUCAUACAAAAUUAUUGUCUGAUGAUCUUCUGAACUUCCCAAUACCUUUCUGAUGCAUUUCAGUCACUUCAAACUAUACUUCCUUCGGCUAGAAAUACUGUCAAAAGUACUGUAAAACUGAUUUGCAAUAGACUGUCAUAGCUCCAAUUAAAAAAAGUUGGCAAUUGACUUACAACACCUUUGUUACAUGGUGGGGUCGCUAAAUGUUUUGGAUAUCAAAAUGGGGUCGUGGGCCCAAAAAAGUUUGGAAUCCCUGUGCUAAUGUGUCAGCUAUACAAAGAAAAACAGGCACUUUUCCCUUUCAGUGAAAAUACAAGUUGAGUGUAGGUAAAUUUAACAACAUGGCUGCCAGAUGUUAAAUCCAUGUUCUCCCACUAACCUACUUUAUCUCCACAGUUCUACUCGGGCCACCGUUGGCCCCACAUUCCCUUCCGGCUGCUGCACCUGGUGUGGACUCACGCACGUCACCUAGCGGGCUACGAGCAACAGGAUGCCCACGAGUUCCUCAUCGCAGCGCUGGACGUGCUGCACCGGCACUGCAAAGGAGACACCACCCGUAAGUAUCGCCCUCCUAACUUAUUACUUAAAUACUGUAGUAAAGGUUCACUUAAUAACUUACUCAUAAAUACAGUAUAAUACUGUAGUAUUGUUAAAGAGAAGUGGCAGUUGAAAUAUAUUGUAUAUUUUCAGUGUAACUGCACUCAUUGCAGUACAGACAGUGUGAGUGUAUUGUAACCGAAGAGAGAUGUUCUGAUUCUUCUUGCGGGUAGCUUAGUGGUUAAGAGUGUUGUGCCAGUAACCGAAAGGUCGCUGGUUCUAAUCCUCUAGCCGACUAGGUGAAAAAUCUGUCGAUGUGCCCUUGAGCAAGGCACUUAACCCUAAUUGCUCCUGUAAGUCGCUCUGGAUAAGAGCGUCUGCUAAAUGACUAAAAAUGUAAAAAUGUAAAUGUAAAUCAGAGACCAAAGUGGUUUUCGUCAAGACAAGAUGUAUGAUAAAUGUAUGAGAUUUACAAUGUCAUUGUGUGGUUUAAAACGGAAUAUUAUCAGUUAGCCUACAGUUGAAAUAGGUUAUAAGAGAGAACAGAUUUGUCACGUCUGUCUGCCUGCAUAAAUUCUGCAUGCGCUGAAUCCUCAGUUGUGUCAAUCGAAACGCCACUUUUGCCAAGGAGACACGUCUGUGUCAAAUCUACCCAUAAUGCAGUGUUGUCCGCACUCAGCACCAGUGGAAAUGUACUGAAGGGAUUGAGUGAAGGGAAAGUGACAAUGCCACGCACCGAAGGGACAGAGAGCAUUGUGGGGGGAAUGACAAUGUGCCCCACUGCACCGCAAUGACACAGACAGGUCUGACUCAGACAUAGAGAGGGUCCCGGCAGUAAGGAGGCCUCUGAUUUGCAGUAAGGUAGAGGUUGUUUAGAGGUGCUAGAGAGAGAGAGAGAGCGGAAGAGACAGGGGGAGAGAGAGAGAGAGAGAGAGAGCUUUAAAAGUGCGUCCACAGUGGGUGUUGUGUGCUCGCUCUCUAUCUGUGUUCUGUUGGUUACCUAGGAGAUGACAACGGGAAGAAGGCCAACAAUCCGAACCACUGUAGCUGCAUCAUUGACCAAAUUUUCACCGGCGGCCUCCAAUCAGACGUCACCUGUCAAGUCUGCCAGUAAGUGUGUGUGUGCGAGCGCCUCAUCUUCUUUCCACUAGCCAACAUCCCCCGUGUGUGUGUGGACGUGUUUAAACAAAAACAUUUUUGGGGACAUUUUGUUGGUCCCCACAAGGUCAAAUGCUAUUUUUAGGGUUAAGGUUAGGUUUUUAGGUUAGGGUUAAGGAAAAAGUAUGGGUUAGGGGUUAGGGAAAAUAUGAUUUUUAGUUGGACUGAGUUGUGUGUCCCCACAAGGUUAGAUGUACAAGACUGUGUGUGUGUGUGGAAGAAGGAAAAGGUUGUAUGUGUCAAGACUGCUAAAAGACUCACAUUUGACAUUUUGACAUCUGACAUCGCCAGGAGGCAAGAACUCCUUUCCUCUGCUCUCUCACCUCCCAUCCUCCUCCUCCCUCUUCUCCUCUGCUCUCACCUCCCAUACUCCUCCCUCUUCUCCUCUGCUCUCUCACCUCCCAUCCUCCUCCUCCCUCUUCUCCUCUGCUCUCACCUCCCAUCCUCCUCCCUCUUCUCCUCUGCUCUCUCACCUCCCAUCCUCCUCCUCCCUCUUCUCCUCUGCUCUCUCACCUCCCAUCCUCCUCCUCCCUCUUCUCCUCUGCUCUCGCCUCCCAUCCUCCUCCUCCCUCUUCUCCUCUGCUCUCACCUCCCAUCCUCCUUCUCCCUCUUACCCCCUCCUUUCUCCCCUGCUCUACCCUCCCUUGCCCUUCUCCCUCUGAUAUCAGCUUCCUUCCUAUUACCUUACUCCCUCCUUCCCUCCCUCCAUCCUUUCUCCCCUACACUCCCAUUCUCCCAGUGCCCACUACCCUCUCCUUGUGCUACAGUUGAUUAAUCAGCCUAGACCCCACUACCUUCUUGUGCUACGGUUGAUUAAUCAGCCUAGACCCCACUACCCUCUCCUUGUGCUACGGUUGAUUAAUCAGCCUAGACCCCACUACCCUCUCCUUGUGCUACGGUUGAUUAAUCAGCCUAGACCCCACUACCCUCUCCUUCUGCAACAGUGGAUUUAUCAGUCUGGAGUGACUCACCUCCCACUGCCUCCUCUGUCCUCUCCCUCCCCUACCUCUCUUCCCCACUCCCACCUACCUCUCUCCCCCACAGUCUCACCUACCUCUCUCCCCCAGUCUCACCUACCUCUCUCCCCUCUUGCUCUCACCUCUCCCAUUCUCCCAGUGCUUCCUGCCUUAGUACUCUCUUCUAGUGCCACAGUGGUCCUCUCCCUUCCACUCCCCCUGUCCUCUCCCUUCCACUCCCCCUGUCCUCUCCCUUCCACUCCCUCUGUCCUCUCCCUUCCACUCCCCCUGUCCUCUCCCUUCCACUCCCCCUGUCCUCUCCCUUCCACUCCCCCCGUCCUCUCCCUAUUUCCACCCCCUUCCAACUCUCUCCCUUCCACUCCCCCUGUCCUCUUCCCUUCCACUCCCCCUUUCCCUCUCCCUUCCACUCUUCCUGUCUUCUCCCUUCCUCUCCCUUCCACACCUGUCCCCUUUCACUGCACUUCCUCCCUCAUCCCUUGUUCUUCCCUUCACUCCCCUGUCACUUCCCUUCGAUCCUGUCUUCCUCUCCUGCCCUUCCUGUUACAUUACACAGGCUCCCACUGUCCCCUCCCUCAGUCACCUUCUCACUGCACACUUCCUGUCAACUCCUUGCACUCUCCACUGCAUCUUCCCAUUGCUCACUCCGCUGUCCGGGCUCCACCUGGCUACAUCCACACCCAUUUGCUCCUCUACCUGUCGACUACUCCAAUUACCUCUCCUUCGGGCUACCCCUUCCAUCAUCCCUUCACUGUCCUGCUUCCAAUUCCCUGACUCUCGCUAGCUUCUCCAUAUCACCCCUGCUCGUCAGCUUCACUCCCCAUUACCUCUGUAGCUACUCCCAUACCUUCCUGAUCCUUCUGCUACCCAGUUCACCUGCUUGGCCUUUUCUAAACCUGCCUCACUUAGCCACUCCAACACUGCCCUUCACUGCACUCCUCUCAUAUUUAAUUCAUGGUCCUCUCCUCCCCGUGUAGCUGCUGUUGGGAGGUGGUUCUCUAGACGCUGGGCUGUCCUGUCACAUUAACACAGAGCACACUGCACUCUAGUGCACUCUACUGCACACUAUUGCAAUCUUUGCACUCUACUGCAUAUUACACAGUGCUACACGGCUAGCCGGGCUCAGCCACACCUGGCCACACACAACACAACACAGAAGUUUGCUCCCAUUAACUGUAGGACUAGCUCCAAUAUACCUGACUGUCGGGCUAGCUCCAAUAUACCUGUCUGUCGGGCUAGCUCCAAUAUACCUGACUGUAGGGCUAGCUCCAAUAUACCUGACUGUCGGGCUAGCUCCCAAUAUACCUGACUGUCGGGCUAGCUCCAAUAUACCUGACUGUCGGGCUAGCUCCAAUAUACCUGACUGUAGGGCUAGCUCCAAUAUACCUGACUGUAGGGCUAGCUCCAAUAUACCUGACUGUCGGGCUAGCUCCAAUAUACCUGACUGUCGGGCUAGCUCCAAUAUACCUGACUGUGGGCUAGCUCCAAUAUACCUGACUGUCGGGCUAACUCCAAUAUACCUGACUGUAGGGCUAGCUCCAAUAUACCUGACUGUAGGGCUAGCUCCAAUAUACCUGACUGUAGGGCUAGCUCCAAUAUACCUGACUGUAGGGCUAGCUCCAAUAUACCUGACUGUCGGGCUAGCUCCAAUAUACCUGACUGUAGGGCUAGCUCCAAUAUACCUGACUGUAGGGCUAGCUCCAAUAUACCUGACUGUAGGGCUAGCUCCAAUAUACCUGACUGUAGGCUAGCUCCAAUAUACCUGACUGUCGGGCUAGCUCCAAUAUACCUAACUGUCGGGCUAGCUCCAAUAUACCUGACUGUAGGGCUAGCUCCAAUAUACCUGACUGUAGGGCUAGCUCCAAUAUACCUGACUAUAGGGCUAGCUCCAAUAUACCUGACUGUAGGGCUAGCUCCAAUAUACAUGGGUAGAACAGCUAUUGAAACCUGCGAUUUUGCAGUUUCCUACUACAAAGCAUGUAGGUCUGUAUCUCUUUAUCAUAGUACCUUACUGUGGAGACGAAUCUAAUACAAAAUCGAGGAAACACAUUGUAUGAAUUUAACGUAUUCAUUUGCAGGUUAUUGCAAUAUACUGCCAUAGCCCACUGGUACGAGAGUCAGUAUUACCCUCCAUAGGCCCCUACUGUGACAGAGACGGUAAUAACCCCUCAUAGCCCAUGACAACACAGUAGAACCCUCAUACCCUAUGGAAUGACGUAAGUAACCCUCAUAUGCCCCUAUUGGACAAGACAUUAGCACCUCAUAGUCCCUACUGUGAAGAGACUAGUACCCUCCAUACCCUGACUGGACAGGACAGUAGUACCACUCAUAGCCCUGACUGGACGAGACGUAGUACCCAUCAUAUACCCUACUGGACGGAGUAGUACCCCUCCAUACCCCUACUGACGGACAUAGUACCCCCUCCAUACCCCUAUGACAGACAUGACCCACCUGGCGUCCUUAUACUUACAAGAAGUAACCCCCCGAAUCAACUGGACAGAGACUACAUCCACCUACUAUACCAAUACAGCAUAGUACCCCCCCAUAGCCCCCUAUGGACAGAGACAUAUAACCCUCCAUACCCAAGCUAGACAAGAGACAGUAGUAACCCCCUCCAUAGCCCCCUACGGGAAGAGACAUUGUAACCCCCUCCAUAGGCCCCCUACUGGGACCAGAGACAGUAUUAACCCCCUCCAUAGCCCCCUACUGGGACGAGACAGUUAGUAACCCCCUCCAUAGCCCCCUACUGGACAGAGACAGUAGUAACCCCCUCCAUAGCCCCCUAUUGGACAGAGACAGUAGUAACCCCCUCCAUAGCCCCCUACUGGACAGAGACGGUAGGAACCCCCUCCAUAGCCCCCUAUUGGACAGACACAGUAGUAACCCCCUCCAUAGCCCCCUACUGGACAGAGACAGUAGUAACCCCCUCCAUAGCCCCCUACUGGACAGAGACAGUAGUAACCCCCUCCAUAGCCCCCUACUGGACAGAGACAGUAGUAACCCCCUCCAUAGCCCCCUACUGGACAGAGACAGGUAGUAACCCCCUCCUGACUACUAAUAUGACCAAGAGUAUGAAUAUUAACACACACACACACACCAGUCUUUCUAGCAACCCACAUUACCUCAUAACUCACUCAUACACACACAAUGUAUCUCAUUGAGCCUCUCCCCUCCCCUCUCUAGCGGUGUGUCCACCACAAUAGACCCAUUCUGGGACAUCAGUCUGGACCUGCCGGGCUCGUCCACUCCCUUCUGGCCCCUCAGCCCCGGGGGAGACGGCUCAACGGUCAACGGAGAGAGCCACCUCUCAGGGGCCACCACGCUCACAGACUGUCUACGCAGGUAUGACCACACGAGACGUCUGUCUGUCCCUCCCCAUGUCUUUCACCACGUCUAUCCCUCUCUAGAUGUCUGUCUGUCUGUCUGUCUGUCUGUCCGUCCCUCCCCAUGUCUUUCACCACGUCUAUCCCUCUCUAGAUGCCUCUGUCUGUCCGUCCCUCCCCAUGUCUUUCACCACGUCUAUCCCUCUCUAGAUGCCUGUCUGUCUGUCUGUCCAUUCCCAUGUCUUUCACCACGUCUAUCCCUCUCUAGAUGUCUGUCUGUCUGUCUGUCUGUCCGUCCCUCCCCAUGUCUUUCACCACGUCUAUCCCUCUCUAGAUGUCUGUCUGUCUGUCUGUCCCUCCCCAUGUCUUUCACCACGUCUAUCCCUCUCUAGAUGCCUGUCUGUCUGUCCGUCCCUCCCCAUGUCUUUCACCACGUCUAUCCCUCUCUAGACGCAUGUCUGUCUGUCCGUCCCCAUGUCUUUCACCACGUCUAACCCUCUCCUCUCCACUAGACGCCUGUCUGUCCGUCCGUCUCCACUUCAUAUGGGCUACCAUAAACAUAGUAUGCUGUCUAGUCUACUCUCAUCUUCUAUCCUACAUGUACAUAUUACUUCAACUACCUCAACUAGCCGGUGCCCCCGCCCAUUGACUCUGCACCGGUACCCCCCUGUAUAUAUAGCCUCCCUACUGUUAUUUUAUUUUACUUCUGCUCUUUUUUUCUCAACACUUUUUUGUUGUUUAAUUCUACUUUUUUAUUAAAAAUAAAUGCACUGUUGGUUAAGGGCUGUAAGUAAGCAUUUCACUGUAAUGUCUGCACCUGUUGUAUUCGGCGCAUGUGGCCAAUAACAUUUGAUUUGAUUUGAUCUCUCUCUCCACCUCUGCUACCACAAUCAUAUAACCUGACUCUCUCUCUCUCUCUCUCUCUCUCUCUCUCUCUCUCUCUCUCUCUCUCUCUCUCUCUCUCUCUCUCUCUCUCUCUCUCUCUCUCUCUCUCUCUCUCUCUCUCUCUCUCCCCUGUAAUUUGAUGAAUGUCAAUUUGCUCUUCUUUAUCUUCCAUCUCCUCUGUUUCCUGUGUCCUCACUUCCUCUCUGUUCCUCCUCCUUAUUCCUCUCCUUCCUGUACUCCAUCCCCAGUCACAGCCUGGGUGCUGUAGCAUGCCUCUUAAAGGUACAGACAGGGCUGAGUCUGAGGGUUGAAAACAUUGUUAUAAUAUACACACUUCAAAUCAAAUUGUUUUUGCCACAUGCGCCAAAUACAACAGGUGUAGACAUUACCGUGAAAUUCUUACUUACAGCCCUUAACCAACAAUGCAUGUAUUUUUUAAUAAAAAAGUAAAAUAAAACAACAACAACUAAAAACCUUUUGAGGAUCUGAGUACUCAUGCCAAAUCUUUUCAGUCUCCUGAGGGGGAAUAGGCUUUGUCGUGCCCUCUUCACAACUGUCUUGGUGUGUUUGGACCAUGAUAGUUCGUUGGUGAUGUGGACACCAAGGAACUUGAAGCUCUCAACCUGUUCCACUACAGCCCCGUCGAUGAGAAUGGGGGCGUGCUCAGUCCUCUUUUUUUUUUCCCCGUACUCCACAAUCAUCUCCUUUGUCUUGGUCAAGUUGAGGGAGAGGUUGUUAUCCUGGCACCACACGGCCAGGUCUCUGACCUCCUCCCUAUAGGCUGUCUCAUCGUUGUCGGUGAUCAGGCCUACCACUGUUGUGUCGUCUGCAAACUUAAUGAUGGUGUUGGAGUCGUGCCUGGCCAUGCAGUCAUGGGUGAACAGGGAGUAUAGGACGGGACUGAGCACGCACCCCUGAGGGGUCCCCGUGUUGAGGAUCAGCGUGGCAGAUGUGUUGUUACCUACCCUUACCACCUGGGGGCGGCCCGUCAGGAAGUCCAGGAUCCAGUUGCAGAGGGAGGUGUUUAGUCCCAGGAUCCUUAGCUUAGUGAUGAGCUUUUGAGGGCACUAUGGUGUUGAACGCUGAGCUGUAGUCAAUUAAUAGCAUUCUCACGUAGGUGUUCCUCUUGUCCAGGUGGGAAAGGGCAGUGUGGAGUGCAAUAGAGAUGGCAUCAUCUGUGGAUCUGUUGGGGCGGUAUGCAAAUUGGAGUGGGUCUAGGGUUUCUUGGAUAAUGAUGUUGAUGUGAGACAUGACCAGCCUUUCAAAGCACUUCAUGGCUACAGACGUCAGUGCUACGGGUUGGUAGUCAUUUAGGCAGGUUAUCUUAGUGUCCAAUGUAUUGGGCACGCAUUCUUAGUGGUGUGCUAGUGUGGAUGUUGGAUUGUUUUGGUUCAUUCGGAUCCCCGUUUAGCUUUUGCCAAGCAGAAGCUAUUCUUCCUGGGGUCCUAGCCUUGGGAACAUAUGCUGCAGUGUGUGAAGUCUUUCUCUCUCGCUGAUGAACAGUAUCAGUCCUUAGUCACUUCGUUGACCACCAUUGUUGGCCUCCCCCCUACAGAACACUGGUGACUUCACUGUUCCAUCGACAGGCGUGGUCUGAUCGGUGCUUAGCACUAUAUUGCAGCCUCUUGCAGUGUAACCAUGGAAACAGACCUGUUAUGUAUCACUACAAACAAAUUCGUAUCUAUUGUCUUUAUAUCUGUCUCUUCUUUACACACUGAGUGUACAAAACAUUCUUUCCAUGACAGACUGACCAGGUGAAUCCGGGGUAUGGUAAUAGGUGCCAGGCGUACCGGUUUGUGUCAAACUGCAACGCUGCUGGGUUUUUCACGCUCUACAGUUUCCCGUGUGUGUCAUCCCUGUGGAACGCUUUCGACACUUUGUAGAGUCCAUCCCCCGCCGAAUUGAGGCUCUUCUGACGGGGUGCAACUCAAUAUUAGGAAGGUGUUCCUGAUGUUUUGUACACUCGGUGUGUUUCUACUUUAUCUGUCUCUGUACCCUCUGAAUGUAUUAUCUUCCCUCAUUCUCUCUUCCCCCACCCCUUUCACUCCCCUCUCUCUCUCUCUCUCUCUCUCCUCAUUCUCUCUCUCUCUAUAUACUCUCUCUCUGUCCCACCCUCCAUCCCUCUCGCUCUCUUAUCAUUCCACUCCCUCUCUCUGCAGGUUCACUCGGCCUGAGCAUCUAGGAAGCAGUGCCAAAAUCAAAUGUGGUGGUUGCCAUAGUUACCAGGAGUCCACCAAACAGCUGACGAUGAAGAAGCUCCCCAUCGUGGCGUGUUUCCAUCUCAAAGUGAGUCUCUCUCCAUCGUGACGUGUUUCCAGCUCAAAGUGAGUCUCUCUCUGCUCCCGGCCAAUCACAAGAGGCCUGCCAUGACCACUAAGGACAAUGUAUUUAAAUACAAUAUAAGAACAUAUGAUAUAUUGAAGUGUAAUAAUAUAUAAUAAAUAUAUUUAAAUACACUAAUAUAUGAACAUAUCAUGUCACACAAUUCAUUGUCAUUCUCACUGUAUGCUUAUAUAGAGGCCUAUUAUAACUACUGCUAUCAUUUUUUCUGUGUGGAAAGAUUUGCCUUCCAUUACUGUCACUACACCACACACACACAGUCUCUCUCUCACACACACACACACACACACACACACACACACACACACACACACAUACUCAGUCCUCUACAUGUUUUAUUUAUGGAGAUGUGGGGGGCCAUACAUAAGCUUUUUAUAAUAUUCAUAGGGCUGUGCUGAACGUGGGAUUCUCUCUGCUCUUCAGACUGAUCCAUGGCUGUUCUGAUUCAUCUAUUACCAUCAGGGCUCAAGUCUAACAGGGCUCUCUAUUUCUCACAAGUAAUCCCUCCCUUCAAAAUGACCAGAAGAUCAGGGAUGAGUCUAAAUCAUGUGUCUCUCUCUUUCUCUCUCUCCCCUCCCCCUCUCUGCUCUCCCUCUACCCCCUCUCUCAUUUCUGGUCCCUCUCUUCUCUCCCCUCCCCCUCUCUUUCUCCCUCUUUCCCCUAUCUUCUUUCCUCCCUCCUGGGGUGUAGCGGUUUGAACACUCUGCAAAACUGAGGAGGAAGAUCACCACAUAUGUCUCCUUCCCUCUAGAGCUGGACAUGACACCUUUCAUAGCUUCCAGGUGGGGUAACACACACACUGCAGAUCUAAGCUCUGCUUUGGAAAUAUAAGACCCUCACUCCUCCUGCUCCAGCGCUAUCAAAUAAUGAGAUGUGUGUAUGAACGCUGUGUGUGUUUUGUGUUCUCCAUCCUCCACCAUCAGGGCAUGGGAUAUAACGUUCCUACAGUACCUUCCUACUGUCUAUUCGUCAUAAACCCUACCUUCCUACUGUCUAUUUGUCAUAUACCCUAGCUACCUAUCUACUGUGUAUUCACCAUUGGACAAUGCUUUGGGGAUGCCAGUGCCACACCUCUGGCUGUAACGGCAGUAGUCAUGUAGUUCUGGCUGAAACGGCAGUAGUCAUGUAGUUCUGGCUGAAACGGCAGUAGUCAUGUAGCUCUGGCGCUAACGGCAGUAGUCAUGUAGCUCUGGCUGAAACGGCAGUAGUCAUGUAGCUCUGGCUGUAACGGCAGUAGUCAUGUAGCUCUGAAUGUAGUGAGUGGCAGAUCAAUGGACAGAGAAAUAGGAGAGUGUAGGAGACUCUCCGCUGUCUGCCUGCUUAUUAUACAGGACACCCAUGCCCCCUAGUGGAUAUGUGGUACAUGACACCCAGCGCAACAUUGGAAUAAGUGUUUCAACACUUUCAUGUCAUCCUCUGGGGUCUUUGUACUUGUAAAUAGUUUAUAACUGGACAAAUUGUUUUACCCCAAAAUCAAUCAAUCAAUCAAAGACACAGUAUUAUGUCUGAAUACUCAUGACAGAAUUCUAGUAUGUGGUAACACUUUCCUUCAUAACACUGUCAUACAAUGACAUAACAGAUUGUAUUAACAGUCAUCCUUGCCUUUCUUGCACUAUCACUCACACUUGUAUUUUCUUACUAGCACUGACUUUGCCGAUUAACUUCUUUAUUGAGGAGAAAUGAGCGUACUAUGACUGUGAUAUGUGGUUUUCUCACCCAGCUACCUUAAGAUGAAUGCACUUUAAGUCGCUGGGGAUAAGAGCGUCAGCUUAAUGACUAAAAUGUAAAUGUAACCGUCACUGUGAGACUGUCAUUUGAAUGGCUGUGUAACCAUGUAUGUCUCUGUUACAUAUUGGAUGAUUUUCUUCUAAGUGUCAUUUGAUAUGAGCAUGCAUGUGACUGAGUGUCUCUGUCCUCGACAGUAAAGAGAGCAGAGUGAAUGGCCACUAUCAACAGACAGUAGAUGUGUUAAACAACGACAAUAAGUAAGUAUGUCCAAGUUUAUUAUGUGUUAUGGUAAACAACAGCAACAUAUCGCCAGUAAACAGCACCAGGUCUGGGUUCAAAUAAGAUUGAAAUGUUGUUUCAAUACUGUAUCUGGGCUUGAUUGAGCUUGCCUUGCACAAUGGAACCAAUUCAAUAGUUGCAAGUGCAAACAUCGCCCACCUAGCACUCCAGGCAGGCUAAAGCAAACGCUGAAAGUAUUUCAAAGAUUUCAAAUAGUAUUUGAACCUAGGUCUGAAUAACACCGUUGUCAACUGUUGCUAGGGUUUCCUUGUAUGCCGUUUGUCAUUUAUUUGACAACAGGUGCACAGAAAAAAAGCUAGAUUAAUUUCAUUAUAAUUGUUUCCAUUCUAGCACAACAGCGAACGUUAACGGCGUGGAGCGUCCUAGUCCGACUCCCAAAUGAAAUAAAUGAAACACUAUUAAAAGUAGCUAUAUUUUUCUCAUCCAUGGCAGUUACAAUGGCAUUCCUUUUCCAAUACAUUUACCAGGGUUAAAUGAAUCAGUGUUAUACAGUACCAUUUCUAGAUGGUAGUUUAGACAAGAGUAUUCCUGACCAUGGUCCGUGUGACUAUUUAAAUUGAUGGCCCCUCUGACUAGUUCACAUGGUCAGAGAAAUAGAUGUAUAAACUAAGAGGAAGCCAGAAUAAUCAGGUGAAGUCGCUAUAUACCACCAGCUGUGUUAUAAAGUACUUUACUUCCCCUCCCUUGCUUCUCCACUAACUCUCCACUGUCCCUGUGCGUGUUCUGUUGAACCAGGUAUUCUCUGUUUAACUCUCCACUGUCUCUGUGUGUGUUGUGGUGGACCGGGUAUUCUCUGUUUAACUCUCCACUGUCUCUGUGUGUGUUGUGGUGGACCAGGUAUUCUCUGUUUAACUCUCCACUGUCUCUGUGUGUGUUGUGGUGGACCGGGUAUUCUCUGUUUAACUCUCCACUGUCCCUGUGCGUGUUGUGUUGAACCAGGUACAGUGAGGGAAAAAAGUAUUUGAUCCUCUGCUGAUUUUGUACGUUUGCCCACUGACAAAGAAAUUAUCAGUCUAUAAUUUUAAUGGUAGGUUUAUUUGAACAGUGAGAGACAGAAUAACAACAACAACAAAUCCAGAAAAACGCAUGUCAAAAAUGUUAUAAAUUGAUUUGCAUUUUAAUGAGGGAAAUAAGUAUUUGACCCCCUCUCAAUCAGAAAGAUUUCUGGCUCCCAGGUGUCUUUUAUACAGGUAACGAGCUGAGAUUUGGAGCCCACUCUUAAAGGGAGUGCUCCUAAUCUCAGCUUGUUACCUGUAUAAAAGACACCUGUCCACAGAAGCAAUCAAUCAAUCAGAUUCCAAACUCUCCACCAUGGCCAAGACCAAAGAGCUCUCCAAGGAUGUCAGGGACAAGAUUGUAGACCUACACAAGGCUGGAAUGGGCUACAAGACCAUCGCCAAGCAGCUUGGUGAGAAGGUCACAACAGUUGGUGCGAUUAUUUGCAAAUGGAAGAAACACAAAAGAACUGUCAAUCUCCCUCGGCCUGGGGCUCCAUGCAAGAUCUCACCUCGUGGAGUUGCAAUGAUCAUGAGAACGGUGAGGAAUCAGCCCAGAACUACACGGGAGGAUCUUGUCAAUGAUCUCAAGGCAGCUGGGACUAUAAUCACCAAGAAAACAAUUGGUAACACACUACGCCGUGAAGGAACUGAAAUCCUGCAGCGCCCAAAAGGUCCCCUUGCUCAAGAAAGCACAUAUACAGGCCCGUCUGAAGUUUGCCAGUGAACAUCUGAAUGAUUCAGAGAAGAACUGGGUGAAAGUGUUGUGGUCAGAUGAGACCAAAUCGAGCUCUUUGGCAUUUACUCAACUCGCCGUGUUUGGAGGAGGAGGAAUGCUGCCUAUGACCCCAAGAACACCAAACCCCACCGUCAAACAUGGAGGUGGAAACAUUAUGCUUUGGGGGUGUUUUUCUGCUAAGGGGACAGGACAACUUCACCGCAUCAAAGGGACGAUGGACGGGGCCAUGUACCGUCAAAUCUUGGGUGAGAACCUCCUUCCCUCAGCCAGGGCAUUGAAACUGGGUUGUGGGUUGGUAUUCCAGCAUGACAAUGAUCCAAAACACACGGCCAAGGCAACAAAGGAGUGGCUCAAGAAGAAGCACAUUAAGGUCUCCAGACCUUAAUCCCAUAGAAAAUCUGUGGAGGGAGCUGAAGGUUCAGUUGCCAAACGUCAGCCUCGAAACCUUAAUGACUUGGAGAAGAUCUGCAAAGAGGAGUGGGAUAAAAUCCCUCCUGAGAUAUGUGCAAACCUGGUGGCCAACUACAAGAAACGUCUGACCUCUGUGAUUGCCAACAAGGGUUUUGCCACCAAGUACUAAGUCAUGUUUUGCAGAGGGGUCAAAUACUUAUUUCCCUCAUUAAAAUGAAAAUCAAUUCAUACCAUUUUUUUCAAAACAUGCAUUUUUCUGGAUUUUUUGUUAUUCUGUGUCUCACUGUUCAAAUAAACCUACCAUUAAAAUUAUAGACUGAUCAUGUCUUUGUCAGUGGGCAAACGUACAAAAUCAGCAGGGGAUCAAAUACUUUUUUCCCUCACUGUAUUCUCUGUUUAACUCUCCACUGUCCCUGUGCGUGUUGUGUUGAACCAGGUGUUCUCUGUUUAAAUCUCCACUGUCUCUGUGUGUGUUGUGGUGGACCAGGUAUUCUCUGUUUAAAUCUCCACUGUCCCUGUGUGUGUUGUGGUGGACCAGGUAUUCUCUGUUUGCGGUGGUGAACCACCAGGGCACCCUGGAGAGCGGCCACUACACCAGCUUCAUCCGCCAACACAAGGACCAGUGGUUCAAGUGUGACGACGCCAUCAUCACAAAGGCCAGCAUCAAGGACGUGCUGGACAGUGAAGGGUGGGUAGUCAGACACCAGGGUCAUAUUCUUUAGAAAACAGACUGAAAGAAAAGACUACCCAAUAGAAAAACGCUCUGUUUCGUUUUCCAUUGUAAAAGGUUUUGACCGUGGGUCGUGUUCAGUGGGGUACGCUGUAACAAAACGUUUUUCAACAGAAAACAAAAGGUUAUGUUGUUAUUGAACAAGUUCAGGUAGUACCAAGUUCCUCUCAGUUGAUUUGGAAGUGGACUUCCUGUGGGAUUGCAGUUCGAUACCCGGGUCAAGUUCAGAACGACCUGGACAACUACUGCUACUACUUAACAAUAACAACACAGAUUUUCAUUUUUUUUUUUUGCAAAGCGUUUUGUGUGCCCUUCUGAACACAACGUUAGAUUGCCUUCAAUUUAGAUUCAAUUGACCCCAACUCUAGGGGUCGAUUCCAUCCAAACACAUUCUUAUAGGGUUAACAACACUGAACAACCCCACACAAACUAACCACAUUUAAGUCUAACUCUUUUCAUGUACUACUACUAAUAAUAAUCACAUUUAAGUCUAAUAGCUAUUUCCUUUCCCCUCAGGUAUCUCCUAUUCUAUCACAAGCAGUUCCUGGAAUAUGAGUAGCCUUACCUUGGAGACCGCUGACUCUGCGGAGAACCAACCCAACGCUCAAAGAGAUGAGAGGAACCAACCAAUAACUGGGGAACAGAGGACGAUAAAACACGAACACACAGAGAGUCUAACAUAAACAAUGACUAAUAAAUAGUGAAAAUUCAUGCAAAACCUGUGUUCAAAAACAGCACUGAGCUCCCGGCAUCUACUUGACACACUGAAUAGAGAAAGAGAAGGAGGAAAAGUGGAGUGGCAUGGGGGGGAGGAGCCCUCCCCUCACUCUCCCUCACUCCGCCCCUUUUCUGACAGUGGGGCGGAGCCUUGGCGAGAGUGAUUGACAGUUCUGUGGAGAGGAAAGAGGGCACAUUGGGGCUACAAACCCCAAAAACGACAGUAUUCGAUUCUGACUUCCUGUUUCUUUCCUCAUGGUGCUCUCGUUUCAACUGACCAAGCAUUUACCAUACAGUCACGAUGGGAUGAGAUUGUAGACGUCUUCAGAUCCAUACAGAACUGAAUGCAAAAACUAUAUAUACUACAACAACAAAACAAAAGUAUGGUAUUAUUUUUUUUAAACAGCAAACAUUUUCUUUUUUCCUAAAAGAUAUGGUUAUGAUUCUUAUCAUUUGAAUUUAGUUCUGGAAUGCUGUAUGAUCCCUCUAGUACAUCUAUUUUUUUAAAGAGGAAAAGUCAGAGAACUGAGAGCGCGAGACGCCAUCCUUGCUAGUUUCCUGGUAAGCGUAGCCAAACACGAAAAAUGGACUUGGAGCAAACUGAACGUACCCGUGUUCAAACUAUUUUUUGUGUUUUUAUUUUUUUGUUUAAUUUCGGUUGAGGGCAGGGAAUAUCAAUUUUUUUAUUUAGCGACUCGUUCAUUGAAAUUCUUUGUUUACCGUUUCUUUCCAGUGUCCAUGUUCUUCUAGUCGUUCUGUUUUGUUGCGGUGCAGUAAUGUCCCUUCCUUGUUGUCAUGGUACCUUCAGAAGAUGUUUUUUUGGAUGUAGUAUUCUUUAUUAUCGUGGAAAGUUUUGUUGGGUAUAUAAUGAUGGUGGUGAUUUAAAUUGGCUCACUUUUGGCUGUUGAAACAUGUAUUUUGGGGAUAAGCUGUAGGUUUCUUGUGGCAUUAUGAAGUAGAGGCAACUGUAGCUUGGUCACAGAUCUGUUAGUGCUGU
Molecule: messenger RNA, 52444 nt
Organism: Coregonus sp. 'balchen'
Lineage: Eukaryota; Metazoa; Chordata; Actinopteri; Salmoniformes; Salmonidae
Source: the annotation of a GenBank genome assembly